Messenger RNA from Exaiptasia diaphana, 53916 nucleotides. Its product is annotated as titin. Gene Ontology annotation, molecular function: guanyl-nucleotide exchange factor activity; protein kinase activity; protein binding. NCBI's taxonomy places the organism in Eukaryota, Metazoa, Cnidaria, Anthozoa, Actiniaria, Aiptasiidae. Gene Ontology annotation, biological process: protein phosphorylation. The record is from RefSeq and is a predicted model, not a curated record.
AAUAUACGAGAAUGAAUAUCUCGAUUUAAGGGGACACUGAAUCAUUUCUAUUCAAAGGUUUUGAUACUAACUAAUGGAUUGCUCACUUCCCGAAACUUGAAAGUUUGACAGCUUUUAACCUCAACCGUUGAACGUAGACGAUCGGCUUCCACCUACCCGAGCAGGGACGCCCCGGGGCCACUAAACAACAUCACUAUGGCGCAUUACAACAAGUCUAAGAAAGACAAUGAUCUUGCCGGAUUCGAAGAGUUGUCUUUUCAAACACAUAGCUACCGUCCAGAGUAUGCUUUGUACACGGAUACUCGAAGGUCACGGCGACCUCAGAAGUCGCCCAGAAGAAGAGUUUAUGCCAGAGAUAUUGCUGAUAUUUUACGAGAGAAAACUGCCUUUCUAUGUGGUUUGCAUGAUCGGCAAGGAAGACCUGUCAUAUCGAUUGUUGCAUCGAAGUUUGACGAACAGCGCAGUGAUACACUCAACAAAACAUUACGAUACUUGGUCCAUUUGCCAAGUGAAAGAUCUCAAGAAAAUGGUUUCACAUUUAUUAUUGAUUUACGAGGCUCGACAUGGAAGUCAGCAAAGCCCAUUGUGAAGACCUUGCACGAGACACUCGGAAGUGACAUUCAUAGCGUAAUCGUCGUAAAACCAGAUGCAUUUUGGGAACGAAGGAAAUCAGAUGCUGGAAUAAAGAAGGAAGUGUCAAGUCUAGGAUGCGAGACCACGAUAAUCUCAUCCACGGCUAAGCUCAACCAAUUUAUGGACGAAUCUCAGCUUCCUGACGAAUUAGGAGGACCUUUAACAUACGACCAUGAAGAGUGGAUACGUCGACGAAUGGAGAUUGAACGUUCUGCUGAUAGAUCACCACAGCCUGGACAGCGGAAGUCUGAUACUGCAGUUUCUAUGAGAACCGAAGAAGAUGGGAGAAGAGAUUCGGAAAAACUGAUGAGGAAAGAUGAGCAACUCCCACGAAUACCGAAGAAAAGAAGGUCGGAUGACAGGCAGUCAAGAGAUCUAAAAGAAUUCGAUAUUGGCUUUUACAAGAUAGUUGAUUGGAUUCUGGGACCAGGAGAGUCAUACCUGUCGACAUCCAGCAAAAUUGGAGAUUCCGUAAAGAGUUGCGAGUUUCAUAAACGAGCUCAUGAUGAUUUUGAGUCUACUGCACGGGGGAUUAUUUAUCAAUUUGGUGAAGUACGUGACCUAGCCAACCUAAUGCUUCGUGGAAACCAUUACGCUUCGAAGGACGUUCUGUCCAGGAAGGACUAUCUAGACAAAGUAUGUCGUAGUUUUGCAUCAAGAAUGGAACUAAGGAGGGACAUUGUGAUGCUUUCACUCAGCUUUCAUCAAAACUCAGCUGUGUUUUCAAAUCUCCUCGAAGACCUUUUGGACCUACUUUGCUCAGAUGCGAUUAUGACAGAUCGCUUGGAUGGUGCUGAAAAAAUGCUCUCUACUCUUGAGCAGAAAGUCGAAGCUGUUAAGUCAUCUUGUGAAGAAACCUUGCGUGACAGUCACGGGUUAAUGCAACUUCUGCGUCAACAUACCACAAAUGCCCAAGGAGAAUCCGACCUCCUUGACUGUGAUCAAGCUUUACAGUACAUACAGUCAACAGUUGAUGAACUGAAAGAACGAAAACAAAGAACUGAUGAACUUUGCGAUGUUCGGAGGUUAAAACUUCAACAGAUUUUGCAGCUCAGAACGUGCGAAAGGGAUGCAAACCAGGCUAUCGAGUGGUUGGAACAGCUCGCCAAUGAAGCAGUUGAUACAUCAAAAGAACUUGGACGAACCUCCGUGGAAACACAUCACCUUCAAGAAGAACACGACAAAGUUGAAGCCACUGCAAAAGGAACCUUUGAGUACGGUAAGCAGCUGUUACAAGCCUCAUUGGUGUUACGCAGAACAUGUCGCUAUGAAAUGGCUCCAAACCAAGAGAUGGAAGAUAAACUUGAGCAAGUAUGGGUGUACUUGUCAAACGCUAUGGCGGAACGUGGAGCUCGUUUAUCGGUGGCUUUGAUGUUUUAUCGAAGUGCAGAAAUGCUAAUGCAAAAAAUUCCAGAGCUAAGGGCAGACUAUGUACACGAGUAUCUCCCGAACACUUUCGCCGAAACGCCUGUAGAAGAAGUCGUUGCUGCUCAUCAGGAAACCAUGGAAACCAUCGACAAGGAAUACUCAGAGACCGUUGCCAUGGGAAAAGCACUGAUACAUAGGAUGCAAUUACCUGAUGAUGUGACCAGGAAUCCUCAUCCUCUUGAGGAGUGUCUCCAAGAAGUGGAGGAAGUGAAGGCAAUGUUUGAUGAAUUGUGGGAAAACAGGACCGAGAGGUUAAACAACUGGAAGCAUGGAGAAGAUUAUGGAGAGGACGUCAAUAAGUUCUUUAGCUGGUUGCACAAUAUAUCAAAACAAGUCAGCAGAUCCCAGUGGCUUGUCGGAGAGAACCUACAGGAGGCUCUAUCUCUCGAAGCGUCCUUUACAAAACAAGAGAGCGAAGUCAAGCGAAAACUAAGAGAAUUCCAGGAAAUUUUAUGGACUGUGAGACAGCUCCACCCAGUUGAUGAACGCAGUUCAAUGGCAGAAUCAUUGGAAGAUGCAUGGAGGGACUUGAACAUACAAUUGGAAGGACGGCGUUUGCUCCUCGAUACAUCAUUGGCUUUUCACUAUGGUGUAGAAGAGUUCACAGAAAAAUUUACUGCGGCUCAUGACGAGCUAAGUAAAGCUCUUCUCGCAGAAGAUGUAACGUCCGCUUCAUCCUUACUCAACCAAUAUCAGGACCUUCGCAAGAGUGUCAUCGAAGUCUCCAUGCAGACCCUCGCCAAAGGUCAAGCCUUACUAGAUCGGCUGCGCCAGGCAGGUAUCCAUGCUGACACCAAUAACAGACAUGCAACCAAGGCAGCGUGUUACAGCAUUGAACGAGUGCUUGAAGCUCUGCAUCUCCGUAGAAGACAACUCGACGACUUGUGGAAAGGAAGGAAGAAAAACCUUGAACAGUCUGUAAAGAAAUGUAGAAUCGAAGAGGAGGCGAAAAGGUUGAAUGCAUGGCUUCAAGAGGAAGCGGAAGAUUACCUAAACUACAAAGAUACCGGUGAUAGCGCUCCUUCUACUCAAGUGCUUCUUGAUGAACAUGGAAAGUUUGAAGCAGCGGCAAAGGAAAAAGAAGAAGGCGUGGAAAGACUGGCUAGAGAAACAGAAAAACUGGCACAUGCUGAUUUUGAAAAUGCCGAGGAUACUGUUGUAAUAAUCAACAAACUACAGGUUGACUUCCGAACCUUCUUCAGUAGACUCGAUGACAGAAAGAAAAUCCUCAUUAAAACAUAUGCAUUUUAUAAAAAUGGACAAAAGGCAAUGACAAAACUAUCCGAGAUCGAAAGUAGGCUGACAGAUGACCAAGUCUCCGCUGAGGAACAGAGGCAGAUCCUGGCAGAGAUUAGUCAAGCGUCAGCUUCCCAAAUACGAGAAGGACGUCUACUCUCUGAACGACUCGGACAGCCUAUGCAGCAGCCUGUUGUCGUAAAAAUAUACGAAGAAUUACGCGAAAGAAGUAAAGCUCUAGUAGUGAAUUUGCAAGGCGAAAAUGAACUCGACACAGAAAUCGAAGAGGUCAUCGGUUGGAUCAAAUACGCAGCAGAAAGCUUCAUGGAUUCAAAUUCGGAAAUGGGCUGCACGAUGAAGUCGUCCCAAGACUUCCUCAACCAACACCAGGACUUAGAGGCAGAAGUCCAGGAGUUGCACGAGAAAGUUCGACAGAUGACUUCACCGUCGUCCAUUCAAACAAAAUCCGAUGAAGAUCGUGUAAAAAUGCUGAAGAGUGUAUGGUCCACUAUGAACAAUCGUAUUUCCUUCAGACUUUCCUUAGGCAAACUGUACUACGACUUUCACAGACAUAGAAAAACGCUGUGGGAAACGUUGAACGACCUGGAAUCGCAGUUGACGAGUGACGAGCCAAAGGAAAACGUCGAUGCAUCAGCUUUAAUGUUUGCUCGUCAACGUCAGUCUCGAGAGGCCAUCAUUGCCGCUUCAGACAGACUUCAGAAAGAUGCGCGUACGUUAAUGGAACAGUUACAACGAGAACCUAAAGAUACGUAUUUGAACCGCGACUCUGCUGGCCGUGCCAUUCACACUAUCCUUAUCGACUUACAAGACCGACUUGGUAAUCUUGACCAACUAUGGAGACUAAGGGAUGAGCAAUUCCAGAAGCACCAACAACUUAGCACAGAAUUUCUCCAAUUUGAACGUGACACUAGACAGGUUAUAUCUUGGAUCGAGGAACAAAGUGAACAGUUUUUUCCUGUAAUGGUCGAUUACAAUUCGCUUCCUGCAGACCCUAAAGACCUCGAGGAAAAACUCAGAAAAUUUCGAGAAGCUGCACAGAGAACUGAUGAAGACGUUCAACGACAUCUUCACGCCGCUGAGAACCUAUCAGAGGAAGAUCUUAGCUACCAGGCAGCUAUUGCUCUAGUCACAGACGAGCUAAAAAUAGCUUACGAGCGCUUUAAGACAUUGAUGUCUGACUACGAAGUGCUUUUAGCCAUGUGCGCAACGUUUUUCACUAGUGUUGAUAAGUUGCUUCAAAUAACAGACAAUAUGAUGCAGAAGUUUCGCAGUAGACAGGUAGCUCCAGAUCUAAACCGAUCCCAACUCAUGUUACAAGAUCACCUGGCCAAUUACCAAACUGUGGCAGACAUUUAUAACUUUACAAUCAACACGGGUCGUGAUAUCCUGAAGAAAGUAGGAACCAGUGAAUCUAUCUCGAUAUCUAGAGAAGAAAUCAAGAGGUUUCUGGAGGAGAGUGAGACCAGGAAGGACGAGUGGGCAAGCCUUUGGGAACAUCAUAAAAUUAAACUCGAAGAAAGCGUCAAAGUGUGUAAAUUUGAGCAAUCAAUAAGUAAUGCGAAUCUGAGGAUCGAGAAACAUAAUCAAGCACUAAUCGAGUUGAAUCAAAGAUUCGGAGAAAGUUUGCUUGAUGCAGUGACACUGUUACAAGAAUCAGAUGCAUUUCUGGAUUCAGUCAAGCCAACUGAUCAAGAAGUAACACGACUAGUAAACGAGGCCGAUCGUUUGAUCAGAGAGAAACAUCAUGAUGCACCAUCCAUUCACAGUCAAACAGCGUCAAUGGAGAUUCGAUGGAAGCGAUUUUUGUCGAGAAUGGAAGAACAUCGUACUAUGCUAGAAGCUUCAAUUGAAUUCCACCAGCUUUACGAACAGGCCUUAACCUGGACAAGUGACAGUGAACACUUUCUUCAGAAUACACGAGAACAAGCGGCGCAAUGUCGCACCGAAGAAGAGGUUAUUGACUUGUUAGACUUAAUGGAAGGUUUUAUUAGACCCGGACUUAACAAACAAGAAGUACGAUUAAAGAAGAUCGGUGACUUAUCGGCCAAACUUGUCAUUGAUGCACCAAGACGUAAAGCAAAACAGUUGGUAGCCAAGCAGAAAGAAGUCGCUGUUAAGUUCGAUCUUAUGGACAACGACCUUUAUCGUCUUGCAGAGAAACUCAGGGAAAGAAAUCGCUUGGGUUUACCACCACAAACAGUCGAAAGUAUUUCUGAAAGUUUAGAUGCCUAUGAAGCUGAACUUGCAAUGCGUCCUCCAGACACCUUCGACCAAGAACAAUCUAUUCCAAUUCGCACUAACCUCACCACUUUCUUGGAUGGCGUCCUUGGACGAAAACGAAGAGGCGAUUCAUUGGAGGAAGUGGGACCAGGAAAACGUGCACAGGUCAUGGUUAGCAUCAAGUCAGAUGGGACAUUGUCAACAGAAGCAGAAGAAAAGAUCGAACCAAUCAUUAAAACAGAGAUACGUGGAUGGUUUGAGGGAGGAAAAGUCAUGAAGCCGACAGAUGCUAGAGAACAGCAGAUUAUGGUUCGUAUUGAUGCUGAUACUAAACGAGACCCGCAGUACGCUGUAACAAUGAGUCCAUCUGGCUCAGAGGUGGUAAAAAGAGACGUAACGUACACUUCAGUUGGACCAGUUGUCCAUAAAGACGUUCAGGUUGAAACAGACAUGAACGUAGUCAGUUAUCGAUCGCCAUCACCUGAGGAACCUGAAGCUUCGCAAGUUACUCGUAAACGAACGUACAAGACUACAACAAGAGAAACAACAACCAGUGUAAAACAGGAAACUCGAACAGAACUGGAAACACUUAGGUCUGACAGGCCAGAAGCUCCUCCAGGAGAUCAACUUGAAGUUCGCAUACACUCCAGAGUAGAUCUACAAGCCGCUCCUGAUGGCAAACACCCGAGGCUUGAUGACUAUGAGUCUCAAGAAGGCGAAAUGAAGGACUCCAACGAAGAGAUCUGCAGACAAAUCGAAGAUUCCUUGCAGCCUAGAGAGCGAAUGCCUCCUGGACGUGCUGAAGUUGUUGUCCCGCAGUUUGCUGGUCAAGCUCUGGUGUUCACUCCACCAGAAACACCUCCUAGACGUAUAUCAAUCCCUGAAACAGUUGGCACUGAAGUGCAAGUCGUUCCUUUCAACGGGAUGGGAACUGUGGAAUUCAAGCUACAGGGCCCUUUCGGUGAUGCGAACCAAGUUGCCACAUCAAAACAAACAGCGUUGACUCGCUUGGAUGAACUGACAAGGUUACUGAUUGAAAGUGAAGAGAACUACAUCGGCGAAUUACAAUCAAUUGUUGAGGACUAUCUUUACGAAAUGGGCGGCGCACCACCACAGAUUAGAGAAAACAAAGAUGCAAUUUUCAGCAACAUCGAGGAAAUUUACUUCUUCCAUAAAGUCGUCCUUCUUCAAGAAUUCAAAAAACUGAAAUCAACUCCAACUCAAAUUGGACGUCCUUUUACUGAUAGGGAGCACAAUCUUUACAAGUACUUGGACUAUUGUGAUGCGAAAGAAGAUUCAGAUAUGAUCCUAGCCUCUACUCCCACAGAGCACUUUGAGGCUUGCAGGAAGAGACGCAACGCACGUCCUCUCAGUACUCUCCUUCUGCGUCCACUCGAACGUGUAUUUGAAUAUAGAGACACAUUGACUGAGAUGCUUGAGACAGCAGAAGAUGCUGGCGAAGAAACACGUCACAUCAAGGAUGCGAAGGCAAUUCUGGACCGUCUUUGCGAUGAAAUCCGACAACAAACGGAAAUGCAGAUAUCUGUCGGUAUGCCAGAAGGAAUUGAGAUGUUUGUUGCCAUAGAGGACUAUGAAGAUGAAGUUGGUGAUCUCAAACGAGAAGAGAGUGUGCUGGUUCUUGACAAGGUUUCGCGAUCUGGCAUGUACAAAGUGGUAAAAAUACAACCAGAUGGAUCUCAUGGUAAUGAACUUUGGGUCCCUUCGAAAAUACUUCAGCGAAGAACAUCACGAAUGGAAGUCCAAAUAAAAGGGGAUUUCAAAGCAGAGUUGAUGCAAAAGCCACAGACGGAUGAUGUUAUACCGGAAACAAUCGACGACCAGGAAUCACUUCCAGAGCCACCACGUGAAGAAACGACCACAACAAUACAAAUAGGACAAGAACCCCAUCCCAUAACGUUAAACCUUGAUGGUCAAACACCUUUUGAAUUUCAACCAGUCGAACUCAAAAUCCCUAAGCCAGAAGAUGUAACGGAGGAGGAAGUUACAGCUACAAAAGUCCAGAGAGAAUUUCAACCAGCAACGUUUACUCUCGAUGGCGCACCUUUUGAGUUCCAGCCUAUAGAACUCAAGUUACCUAAGCCUGAAGAUGCCGUUGUUGAAGAUGUUGCCUCAACCGAAAAGGAGAUCAAACCUCAACCAGUAACCAUGACCAUGAGCACACCCCAAGAAUUCCAACCUGUUGAACUAAAAAUUGAAAAGCCAGACGAUGUAAGAGAAGAAGAUAUAACACCUACACAAGUUCAGCGUGAAUUUGAGCCAAUUAUGCUAACUCUUGAUGGCCAGACAGCCCAACCAGUUGAAUUGGAGAUUGCAAAACCAAAAGCUCGACCUGAAGAAAAGCUGAAAAAAACUGAGAAGUAUGUUAAACCUGAAUCGCAACCUGUCACUUUGACUCUUGAUGGUAAAACACCAUUCGAUUUUCAACCUGUUGAACUUACUAUUCCUAAACAAGAGGAUGUUCGCUCUGAACCAAAGUUCGUCGAACCAUUAUCUGACGUAGUUAUCUCUCAAGGGAAUACCGUUAUGCUGGAAUGCCGUACUAUCGGAAAGCCAACACCAGUUGUUACAUGGUAUAAAGAUGGCAAAGUAAUAUUUGAAGAUGCAAAAUAUCACAUGGAAAUUCGUCCAGGCAACCUGUGUGUGUUGACUAUACGCGGUGUUGAUUAUGAAGACGAAGGAAGGUACAGAUGUACUGCAACUAAUGCAGUCGGUCAAGAUUCUACAUCGGCAUCAUUCAAGAUUACAAUGGAAGAAUUACCACCUGAGUUCACAAAUGAACUUAAUGAUAUGAAGGUUAAGUCGGGAGACGAUAUCAUUCUCGCUGUCAGUUAUGUAGGAAAACCAGAACCAAGCGUCAGUUGGUUUGUGGACAAUGACAAAAUAACUGAGGAAGAUGGAAUAACCAUCGAAACCAAACCAGGCCAGUCUAUGUUGUUCCUUGAUGGCUUCACUAAGGCUGACUGUGGUAGUUACAAAUGUGAAAUUUCAAACAUCUUUGGUCAGGCAACCACAUCGGCACAGUUGUCUCUAAUUGAAAAGAGUGUUUCGCCCAAGGCAGUUACCGGUGAGGCUCCCAAAUUCGUAAAACGUCUAGAUAAUAUUACAGUGAUCGAAGGCGAUGCCGUUCAGCUCACAGUUAUCGUUGCUGGCACUCCAGAACCUAAUGUCAAAUGGCUUUUUGACAACCAUCCUGUAGAAGAGAGCAGUCGGAUCUAUGAAGUGUUACAAGGGGAUAAGCACAUAUUAAAUAUUGAGAAAGCUCAGCUCAGCGACGAAGCAGAAUACAAGUGUGUUGCUAUUAAUGAGCACGGCACGACUGAAUGUAUAUGUGAGCUUCUUGUUGAUGAAAAACCAAUCAAACCUGAAUUUGUUAAGGAGCUAAAAGAUGUGAAAAUAAUUGAGGGAGAAGACGUCAGGUUUACCGUGGAAGUUGGUGGAUCUCCAGAACCGGAUAUUUCUUGGUUUAAGAAUAAUGUUCUUAUUGAACCAGACAUUAAACAUGAAGUCGGACGUGAAAAAGAUUCCUUCUACUUAAAAAUUGAUAAAUGCAAUCUAAGGGACUCCUCCGAAGUAAGAUGCACGGCUAGAAAUCCUGCCGGUGAAGUAUCGUCAAUUGCAAAUUUGGUUGUUGAUAUCAAACCAAAGCCUGUUACGGAGGAGGUUACGUUUACUGUUGCGCCAAAGGAUGAACAACCGGUCGAAAUGACGUUCAGUCUACCAAGCGAAGAAAAGAAAUCUCCAACGUUUAUCCAAAAGCUAGAAGACAAGGAAGUUAUGGAGGGAACGCGUGUUGAUCUAGAGGUUGAGGUAACGGGUAAACCAAAACCUUCUGUCAAUUGGCUGAAAGAUGGAGAAACGAUUAAGUCAAACAACAAUAUACGAAUAGACUCAAAUAACCAAAUACACACUCUAACCAUCGUUAAAGCUACCACUGACGAUGAAGCCGAAUAUACGUGCACCGCAAAAAACUCCGUAGGAGAAAUUUCCUGCACUUCGGAGGUCUUGGUGGAAGAAGAAAUGAGAGCCCCAACAUUUGUGACUCGACCAAGAAAUAUCCGGGUUACUGAAGGAGAUACUGCUCAGCUUGAAGCGGUUGUGUCAGGUUUGCCCUUGCCGGAUAUUGAAUGGUUGAAAGAUGGAAAAACAAUUCAGCCAAGCCAUCGCUCUAAGUUAGAUUUCGGAGAAAAUCGGUCGAUGUUGACUAUUAUGGAUGCGAAGUUAACUGACGAAGGUAAUUAUACCUGCAUGUUGUCAAAUAAGGCUGGAAAAGACUCUUGCCAGGUGGAACUGCUUGUAGAGGAAUCAGUUAUACCUCCAGAAUUCAUAAGAAAGAUGAGUACCAUUGAACUGUCAGAAGGAGAUCUUGCACAGUUUGAUGUAAGAGUUUCUGGAACACCUGUUCCGGACGUACAGUGGUUCAAGGACGAUGUGCCGAUUCACGACAACGAGAGAACUGAGAUUAGAUCAGAUGAUGAUCAUCGAUCUCUUGUAAUCAAAGACUGCGUCCCAGUGGAUGCUGGGCGUUACCGCUGCAUUGCAGUUAACGAGGCAGGACAAACGUCUUGCUUCGGAGAACUUGUUGUCGCACAAACGUUUGUUCAGCCUUACUUUGUUGAUGAACGGCCACUUGUUCCACCAGAGGUCGAAAUUGGCGGAGAUAUUACCUUGGAGGCACGUGUGGCUGGACAUCCAACACCUAACGUUCAUUGGGAAAAAGAUAAUAUCCCAAUCAAAGAAAGCGAACAUUUCCAGCCAGUUGGUAUAGGUGAAAGGUACACUUUGACUAUCAGAGGAGCAAAUCCAGCAGAUUCAGGGAUCUACACGUGUAUUGCUGAAAACGAUGCUGGUAUUGCGAAGAGGACGUACACCAUUGAUAUCGAAGCACAUCCCGCCGAAAGUGGACUUCCGCCACAGUUCAUAGAUCUGGUACAACCAGUGGAGGUGACGGAGGGUGAAAUGAUUAAACUAAUCUGUACUGUAUUCCGAGACCCUGAGAUUAAAAUUGAAUGGUUUAAAGACGGUCUCCCUCUAAGUGACAGUGAACGCAUUCAAUGUUCUUUUGAUGGAAAAGUUUGUACUUUGACAAUUCAGAAUUCAACCUUAGACGACGAAGCCGUUUAUAAAUGCGUUGCAAGCAAUGAUUUCGGUACUGCAUCGUGUGCAACUGAGGCCUUGGUCGAAGAGUCGCCUUUUGUCAUUGAAAAACGUCCAGAACCUGUGGUCGAAUUUUCGGGCAAUACAGCUACCUUURAAGUAGAAGUUUCUGGAGAACCUUCAACUAAUGUAGAUUGGUACCUGAAUGAUAAACUACUUAAAGAAGAUGGAAGGGUACGACUGCUCGAAGAAAGAAAUAAAGGACGAUUUCAGCUUAUUUUAGAUGAAGCAACACCAAAAGACAGUGGGAAGGUGCUGUGCGUAGUUCGAAGUGGAACUGUGGAACAGACUUGUGAAACUCACCUUCAAGUGAAAAGCAAACCCAAAACGCAAAAAGAAAUACAGAAGGAAAAAAUGGAGAAAGUCAUUGAAUUAAACAAAGAAAUGUCCUUAAAAUUCGGAAUUAAUAAAUCACCACCUGAUCAGAAUGAAGUAAUCGAUGAUGCCAAAGUUACUGAGGAAGAACCGGAACCGGAACCUGUUCCCGUACGAACGGAAAAAAUGAUAGAUCUCAAUAAAGAACUGACCUUGAAGCUGAGUGAAAUCCCAAAGCCUGAUGAACGGACUGAAAUAAAGAUUGAUUUAGGAGGUGGUGUACCUAAUCCAGUGAUUGAGCUUGAUGUAAAACCCAUAUCUGGCAAUCCCCAUCCAAAGACGGAAUCAGAACAUAUACAACCAUCACAAGCAGACGCAAUUGAAAGUUACCCAGGCAAUCCGCAUAAUCCACGUCACAACCCACAUCCUACUGCUUCAACUAAAGGAAAUCCAAAGCCACGUCCAAAUCCUCAUCCAGAUUAUCAAUCCAGUAAGACUAUUGAAAUGAAUCCCCGUGACGACAUUACUUUAAAUAUUGGAACAGACAAUGCUGGUGUUGAAAUAAUUGAUUCUGGGACAUUUACAUUUGGAAACUCACCAACGAGCAGCGAUGAUGAACGGCCGCGUUUUGUUGAUUCCGGAAAGGGUGUCAGUGCAGCGGAAGUUACUAAAGAUGGGGAUGUUAAGUUAGAAGUCAAGGUAGCUGGAAAUCCAAUUCCGGAUGUCAUUUGGAUGAAGGACGAUGAAACUAUUAUCAAUAGCCCUCAUUACGAUAUAAAAAGUGUUGAUGAUGUUCAUACUCUGAUUAUCAAAAAUCCUACUGCUGAUGAUAAAGGCAUGUACAAAUGCAUUGCAUCAAAUAAACGCGGGACUGCUUCAAGAACAUUUGAUAUAGGCGUUGAGGGAUCAGAUAAGAACAAAAGGCCAUCUUUCGAUGACUUAGACGGAAAGUCACCGUUGGUCAUGACAGACGAUGGUGACCUUAUACUUGAGGUUAAAGUAAAAGGAGAGCCAAUGCCAGAAGUCACGUGGUAUAGGGAUGACGUACCACUGGAUGAAAAUGACCGUAUUCUGGUAGAGUGUGAUCGAAACGUUUAUAGAGUUGUCAUCAAAAAUGCUACCGCAGAGGAUUCUGGAGUUUACAAGUGUGAAGCUAAGAACGACGCGGGAAAAGCAAUUAGGAAGUUCUCGAUAGAUGUAGAAUCCUUCACACCAAAGUUACAGGCUUUUGUUCACAAAGAUCAAGACUUCCCACAGUUUUCUGACCGAGAGGGAAUAUCGCCCUAUGAAGUUACAAUCGAUGGGGACAUCAAAUUGCAGACAAGAGUGACAGGCUAUCCAGAACCUGAUGUAGAGUGGAUGAAAGAUGGUCAACCAGUCAGAGGAAGUGAACGUACAGAAAUUCAGAUUCGAGGUGAUACUCACAUACUGAUUAUUAAAUCUCCGCUUCCUAAGGAUGCUGGUAGCUACACCUGUGUCGCAACUAACAAACGAGGAUCAAAUGUAAGAACUUUUGAUGUUACCAUUGAGACUGGGUCGUCAUUUCAAGAAAUUGUCAUUCCAGAAGAUGACGGUAAUGUGAGAGCACAGUUUAUUGAAAAAGGACCAAAAGCUCCGGUUCCUUUUCAAAUAACAGAAGAUGGAAAUGUAAAACUUCAAGUAAGAAUAUAUGGAAUUCCGACACCUUCACUGGAGUGGUCUAAAGACGGAACCCCUCUUAAACCAAACGAUCGUAUAGUGAUAAUAACUGAGGACGAUUUGCACACUUGCAUCAUUAAAGAACCCACUAUCAAUGACACUGGAAUGUAUAAAUGCGUCAUUUCAAAUGUUGCUGGCAAAGCGACAAGAACGUUCGAUGUAGAUAUUGAAGCUGUAAAGCCAAGUCAUCAAGUUAAGGGUGCUCUAAGCGAACAGCUAAUUUUACCACGUUUUAUUGAUGUCACUGAAGUAGAACCUUUAAGAGUGAAUUAUGAUGGUGAUUUUACAUUGACUGUAAAGCUUUCUGGUCCAGCAGAGGUUGAAUGGCAGAAAAAUGGAAGAACAAUCAAGGAAAGUCAUCGGUACAUCAUGCAUCAAGAAAACGAUCUGCACAUGCUUACAAUCAAGAAUGUUACAGAAAAAGACCAGGGAAUUUAUAAAUGCAUUGUAACAAAUGAAGCAGGCGUAAAUUCAAAGUCGUUUGAUGUUAGUCUUGAAAACCUGAAACCUACUGGUGCUGUUAAACGUCCAAAAGAGUACAUCGCUCCGUUUUUUAUCGAAAAAGACGUGGUGGCUUUCAAAACAACUGAUGAAGGAGAUGUUGUUUUGACUGUCAAAGUCGGAGGCCAUCCAACGCCAACUGUUACAUGGUCAGUAAAUGACAAUAAAAUAACCGAAAGCGAUAAAUUCACGUUGACCAGUGAAAAUGAUACUGCUACAUUACAAAUCAAGAGUCCAACAAAGAAGGAUACCGGCAUUUACAAAUGCACUGCAUCAAACCCAGGUGGCUCGAGUGUGAAAAGAUUCAAUGUGGAUAUAGAAUGGGACAAGCCAACAAAAGAAACACCGCUUGAGGUCAAUUUGCCAGUGUUUGUUGAACAAGGAGUAAUACCAUUUCAAGUUUUGGAUGACGGGGACGUCAAGUUGUCUGUUAGAGUAAAGGGUAAACCACGCCCAAUAGUUUCAUGGAGCAAAAACGAACACACAAUUACGCCUAGCGAUCGUUUUGUUGUUUCCUUCGAAGAUGACAUGCACUUUUUGACUAUAAAGAAACCUUCAAAAGACGACGAAGGAAUCUAUAAGUGCACAAUAAGCAACGAUGUUGGAAUCAAUACAAAAACAUUCGACGUUGAUAUUGAAUAUGAAGACCGUGAAAAAAUAUUUAUUGACAAAAAUGUGAUUCCUUUUCAAAUGACAGAUGAAGGAAAUGUAAGCUUAACCGUACGCGUUGCUGAUCAUUCUAAAACAGAUUUGACGUGGUCAAAGAAUGACGUUCCAAUUGAACCUGACAAUCAUUUUAAGUUUACUGAAAAAGAAGAUACCUUUACGCUUACUAUUGUCUCGCCUACUAGAGACGACAAAGGGACGUAUAAGUGCACGGCCAAUUCCCCGGCAGGAACCGAGUUUCGGUCUUUUGAAGUCGCCAUUGAAGGGGAGGAAGUGCAAUCGGGCCCAAAAUUAACGUCUACUGAAAUAGUAGAUACGUUUGCACCACGAUUCGAUGACGAUGAAAACGUUGUCCCUCUUCAGGUGACCCACGAAGGUGAUCUGGUGCUGACCACAAAAGUUGAAGGAAAUCCAAGGCCCACUGUUUCGUGGAAAAAGGAUGAUCAAACUCUGAAUGAAAGCGAAAGAGUAAUAGUGACAGAAAAUGAUGAUACUUUCACAUUAACUAUCAAAUCCCCUAUUCUAGAUGACAAAGGUACUUACAAAUGCACUGCUAUAAACGAAAUUGGAAAAAGUGUAAGAAGUUUCGAUGUUGAAAUAGAAAGUGAAUCUCAAGAGGUGCUACCUCAACCAUCACAGGAUAACCAGCGUCCGACGUUUAUUGAGAAAGUGGAACCGUUAGUUGUGACUGAUGAGGGAAGCAUUCGAAUCACCGCCCUUGUUAAGGGAAAGCCACAACCAGAAGUAACUUGGACAAAAGAUGAUCAACCUAUUAAACCAGAUGAUCACAUCAUCUUUACGAUAGAAGACGACACUUAUACAUUGCUCAUCAAUUCACCAACAACUGAUGAUAAGGGGAAUUAUAAAUGCACCGCCACCAAUGCUCUUGGGACAAGUGUAAGAAUUUUCGAAGUGGACAUUGAAAGUGACGAAGAGGAGACAGUAAGGAAGAAACAUAAUAGCGAAGAUAGACGACCGACUUUCAUGGAUGAUGAGAAUGAGCCACUUAUUAUAACUGAUGAAGGGUGUGUGCAGAUGACAGCAAUUGUUAAAGGAAAACCAACCCCAGAAGUUACUUGGACGAAAGAUGAAAAUAUAAUUACCCCAAACAACCGCAUUCUGAUGAAAGUCGAUGGUGACACCCAUAUGCUUAUUAUUAAGUCACCCUCACCUGACGACGAAGGAACGUACAAAUGCACUGCAGUCAAUGAUGUUGGAAUAUCUUCUCGGAGUUAUAAUGUAGAAAUCGAAAGUGAACCUUCAGAAAAGACUCCCUCUUUUACAAGGCAGCCUUUACAAGAUAUGCAACGUCCAUCAUUUAAGGACAGUAAAGUACUGACAGACACCGGAGAUCUAGAAAUUACUACUGUGGUAAAGGGCAAACCGAAGCCACAAAUUACCUGGACUAAAGACGAUCAACCAAUACAACCUAAGGAUGAGAUUAUUAUUUCUGAAAAAGACGACAUUUACACUUUACAUAUAACAUCGCCACAACCCAAAGACCAAGGAACAUACAAAUGUAUUGCUUAUAAUGAGCUGGGUACAAACACUAAAACGUUUGAUGUACAAAUCGAAACAGAAAGUAGCACGCUUCCUUUAAAAGACAGCCAGCGUCCUUUCUUUGUUGAAGAUACCGAAGAACCACUCAUUGUUACUGAUGAUGGUGACAUUCAGAUGCAUGUUGAAGUGAAAGGAAAGCCUGCACCUCGGGUUAUUUGGACAAAAGACGAUAAACCAGUGAAAGCUAAUGAUAGAAUUGUUAUCAGUGCAGAAGAUGAUAUGCAAACGUUGUUGAUUAAACAGCCAACGCCAGAGGAUAAGGGAACGUAUAAGUGUACUGCAAUAAAUGACGCUGGUACAUCUGUCAGAAGCUUUGAAGUUGAUAUUGAAAAAGAAGACGAACAAGCACCUACAUCCAUUGUUGGUGAACCCCUACGAAUACCAGAGGGUAACAAACCAACAACUCAAAUGACACCAAAGCACCAGAAAGAUCAACAGCGCCCGACAUUUGUCGAAGACAAAAAGGAACCACUGAUUGUUACAGAAGAAGGAGAUGUGCAAAUGCAUGCUGUGGUUAAAGGAAAACCUACUCCUGAGGUGAUUUGGACUAAAGACGAUAAACCAGUCAAACCAGAUGAUCGAACUGUGAUCGUUGUAGAGGAUGACACACAAACUCUGUUGAUUAAACAUCCAACACCCGAGGACAAGGGGACUUACAAGUGCACCGCAGUUAAUGAAGUUGGAAAGUCAGUGCGAAGUUUCGAAGUAGAUAUUGAAAAGCCAGACAAAAAAGAACCUACUAGCGAAGUUGGUCAGCCGAUAUCAUUUGUUAUUCCUGAAAAGAUUAAACCAGUGGAAAUCUCAGAAACGAAAGCAGUACCGAAAGAUGAGACUCCGGUAGUCCGAGUUGGCGAACCAGUGUCGUUUGCUCUUCCAAAGGGAUAAACCAGUCAAACCAGAUGAUCGAACUGUGAUCGUUGUAGAGGAUGACACACAAACUCUGUUGAUUAAACAUCCAACACCCGAGGACAAGGGGACUUACAAGUGCACCGCAGUUAAUGAAGUUGGAAAGUCAGUGCGAAGUUUCGAAGUAGAUAUUGAAAAGCCAGACAAAAAAGAACCUACUAGCGAAGUUGGUCAGCCGAUAUCAUUUGUUAUUCCUGAAAAGAUUAAACCAGUGGAAAUCUCAGAAACGAAAGCAGUACCGAAAGAUGAGACUCCCGUAGUCCGUGUUGGCGAACCAGUGUCGUUUGCUCUUCCAAAGGAUGAAAAGCCAACUCAAGUUUCCCAAAAGCUCAAAAAAGAUCAAAAGCGUCCGACGCCAGUGGAAAUCUCCGAAAAGAAAGCARUACCAAAAGAUGAAACUGCUGUUCCUAUAAAACCACUGGAAGGUGGUCAAUCCGCUCCAAAAAUAACAGAAUCCUUAAAAGAAUUAGAGGUAGUUGAAGGCUCCUCGAUCACUAUAGAAUGUACGUCAGUCGGGUCUGAAAAUGCUUCAGUCAUUUGGUUCAAGGAUGAUGAGCCUGUUGAAGAUGGCCCGCGAAUAGUAACCGCUUUCGAUGAUGGCAUAUGCUCUUUGAGAAUUACUAAAGUUACCUUGGAUGAUGAAGCUGAUUAUAGAUGCGAAAUAACUAAUGACCAGGGUACAGCAACAAUGACAACUGAACUUAUUGUGGAAGAGUGCGUUUCGAUGCCAAUUUUCUCAGAGCCAUUGAAAUCGCAAGAAAUCGUUGAGCAAUCUAUUAUUCGUUUUGAUGUUCGUGUGACUGGUUAUCCACAACCAGUAGUCGAAUGGUUUAAGGAUGGCAAACAACUGGAGGACAAGGGCCGAACUAUUAUCAUCGAUGAUGUUGAUGACAAAGAACCUGAGUUGUUCUCUCUGGUAGUCGAGGAUUGCAAGCCUAGCGACUCUGGCGAAUAUAAAUGCGUUGCUAUGAACGAGGCCGGUAAAUCUGCUUGUACAUGUGUGUUAUCGGUUUUGCCUUUAGAGGAACGCCAAGCAGAGCCGGAUGAGACUCCAGUUGAAAUCACAGAGGGCCAAGACCUGACUUUGAAGGUAGAGAUAAGUGGUGUAUCAAAACCUGACGUAGAAUGGUAUAAAGACGAUAAACGAAUUACCAAGAAAGAUACAUAUAAGAUCGAUGAUAAUGGUAGUGAGCAUUUAUUGACAAUCAAGGACGCUACACUUGAUGAUGAAGGUGUGUACAAAUGCCUAUCAAAAACCAAAGACGAAACUCUAACACGAAGUUUUAGAGUCACUGUAGAAGAAAAACCCGAAGGUUCUGCGCCUGAAUUUGUCCAACCACUAAAGGUUUUGGAAUUGAUCGAAGGAGAGUCUGCUCGUUUAGAGUGUCGCGUGACAGGAAUGCCUCUACCUAACAUUACGUGGCUCAAAGAUGACAAAGUACUGGUUGACAGUAAAAAAGUGAAGACUGGUGUUGAAGGAGAACUAUGCUUCUUGGAGAUUCCUGAAACAGUUCUGGACGAUGAAGGAGAGUACAAGUGUGAAGCAAGAAAUGAUUUUGGGAAAGCUACUACUAUGUCUGAGUUAUUGGUUAAUGAAAUUCCUGAAGAGCAAAUACCUCCAACAUUUAACCCACAUGUUGGGCAAGGUCCUCUGGAGCUUACAGAAACCGGUGACUUGACGCUUGAGGUGGAAGUGGCUGGGAAACCAGAACCAACUGUGCAAUGGUAUAAAGACAAUAAACCAGUUCAAAAAUCUGAGAAGUACGUCGUAGAUGUGAAAGAAGACACUCACAGGCUAACGAUAAAAGAUGUAGGUCCUGAUGAUACCGGCGCAUAUGUAGUAAAGGCCACUAAUCCCGCUGGAACAAACACUAGAACUUUCAAUGUCGACGUUUCAGGUUUGCAGCCCGAAGGUAAAGCGCCAGAAUUCACUGAAACAUUGAAGGCUCUUGAUCUAAUUGAGGGGACCAAAUUUGAGCAAAAAGUACAAUACAGUGGCCAACCUAAACCGACAGUAGAAUGGUUUAAAAACGAUAAAACUGUCAACGAGGAUAGUCGUGUACAGAUACUCAACAAAAGCGAUGAUACCAGUACUUUGGUCAUCAACAGUGUUGUUCUUGAUGAUGAAGCUUCUUACAAGUGUGUUCUUACAAAUACCUUUGGAAAAACUGUAUCUGAAGCUGAAAUUGUUGUCUUGACAGUGUCUGAGGCAGAAGAAGAAGGUCUAACAGUGAGCGCUCCAGGAAAGCCUGAAACGACAGACGUUGUGAUUUCAAAGGAAAAAGGUCAACACGCCCCUGUUCAGCUAUCCAUAGAUCUCGACAAGGAUGCUCCUAUCAAGGUCCAGAUGGAUGUUCCUGUAGAAAAACAACCUGAGAUUUCAGAAUUUGUCCUGUCAAAACCGAAAGAAGAAUAUUCUCCCGUUCAAUUUUCCAUUGAUGUCGACAAAGACAAGCCGAAGGAGAGGCCAAUCGAACAUGAGAUUUAUACUCCAGUGGAAAAAGAGACAGAAAGUACAUCUGUUGUACUUCCGAUGGGAAAAGAAAAAUUUGCACCGAUCGAGAUUGCAUUAGAUGUCGAUGAAAUAAAACCAAGGGAAGAAGAAAGAAUUGAAUUUCAAGUAGAUGUUCCUGUCGAAAAGCAACCUUCGAUUUCUAAAGUCGAACUUCCGAAGGAUGAGAAUAAAUUUGCUCCCAUUGAACUCGCUAUAGACUUAGAAAAAGACAAGCCAAGAUUGGUAUCAGAUGCAACUAUACCUGCCGGUAAAGAACCAUUUAAACCUGUUGAGCUGUCUCUUGGACUUGGACCAACCGAGAAGGAUGUUAGCAUUGCAACGAUAGAUGUUAAAGACGAGCGAAAACCUGUUGAAAUUUCUAUUGACAAACAAGGAACUCCUUCAACGAAACUGAAAUCUCCACAGAUUACACGGGAACUGGAAGAAAUUGAAGUCGAUGAAGGCAAACCAGCUGAAAUGUAUGUACAGUUUGUAAGCGAUGGCGAGACAGCGGUUAAUUGGAUGAAAGAUGGACAUCCAAUAACGCAAGACAAACGAAUAACAAUAGAUACAGACAAAACGAGUAGCAAACUGAGAAUAGCAGAAACAGAUGUCGACGAAGAUGAAGGGCUUUACAUUUGUUACAUUACCAAUGAAGCUGGUGAAGUCAAUACCUCGGCGGAGUUGCUUGUGGAAGAAGCUGGUGUCGAGGACGUGCCGAAAGAAGGUGAAGCUCCAAAGUUUGUCGAGCCCUUAAAAGAUGCAGAGCUUAUUGAAGGAACUACCGCUGAAUUAACCGUCACUGUAACUGGUACACGACAUAUCCAUGUUACCUGGUACCGUGAAAAUGUGCAAAUUGUUUCAGACAAACGACACACAUUCGCGAUGGACGGGGAUACCCAUAUAAUGCGAAUUUCACCAGUGACGUUUGAAGAUGAAUCUAUGUAUUACAAAGUGGUGGCAGAAAACGCCUUUGGGGAAGAUUUUUGUGAUGCUGAAGUCAUUGUUGAAGGAAAGGAAAUAGUUAAAGAAGAGCCUGAGAAAAUACUUGAAAGUGCACCUGUAAACGCUCCUACUUUAAUCAGACCACUUCCGGAGGAAACAGAGGUCUUGGAAGGCGAUUCUGUGCGUCUCGAGUGUGAAAUCGCUGCUGGUCCAAAUCCAGACGUUUCUUGGUUUAAAGACGACGAACCGUUAACAGAAGAUGAUAAAGUUGCAUUUGAAGACGAGGGUGACGUUCAUGCGUUAGUUAUCCAGCUUGCUGAAGAAGAUGACGAGUCUGAGUACAAAUGCGUGGUGACUAAUGCCGUGGGAAGUGUUGAAACGAAGGGAGAAAUCGUGAUAGAAGAAGGGAUGGCAUUACCUGUUAUCAAGGAAGGACUAAAGAGCAUCGAAGUUCAAAAAGGUGAAAUUGUCAAGUUUGACAUUCGAGUCAUCGGAAAGCCCGAGCCAGUUGUGGAAUGGUUCAAAAACGGCAGUCAGAUACAAGAUGAAGGAAGGUACAUUAUCAUUGAUGAGGUCGACGAUCAAGACAAGGAACUGUUUUCAUUAGUCAUCGAAAAGUGUGAUUUGGACGACGACGCAGAGUAUAUGGCAGUUGCAAUGAAUGAAGCUGGUAAAGACUCGACUUCAUGUCAUUUGGCUGUAACACAAAAGUCAAUCACCGAGGAAAUAAAGGAAGUUGAGGAGCCGGUUCUAGAGAGGGGUACAGAUGAUACCAUGGAUGCUGCUAUUCCAGCUCCUACACUAAUCAGACCUCUUCCAGAGGAAACGGAGGUCUUGGAAGGUGAUUCUGUGCGUCUUGAGUGUGAAAUCGCUGCUGGUCCAAACCCAGAAGUCUCGUGGUUUAAAGACGACGAACCGUUAACAGAAGAUGAUAAAGUUGCUUUUGAGGACGAGGGUGACGUUCAUGCGUUAGUUAUCCAACUUGCUGAAGAAGAUGACGAGUCUGAGUACAAAUGCGUGGUGACCAAUGCCGUGGGAAGUGUCGAAACGAAAGGAGAAAUCGUGAUAGAAGAAGGGAUGGCAUUACCUGUUAUCAAGGAAGGACUAAAGAACAUCGAAGUUGAAAAAGGUGAGAUCGUCAAGUUUGACAUUCGAGUCAUCGGGAAGCCCGAGCCAGUUGUGGAAUGGUUCAAAAACGGCAGUCAAAUACAAGAUGAAGGAAGGUACAUUAUCAUUGAUGAGGUCGACGAUCAAGACAAGGAACUGUUUUCAUUAGUCAUCGAAAAGUGCGAUUUGGACGACGACGCAGAGUAUAUGGCAGUUGCAAUGAAUGAAGCUGGUAAAGACUCGACUUCAUGUCAUUUGGCUGUAACACAAAAGUCAAUCACCGAGGAAAUAAAGGAAGUGGAGGAGCCGGUUCUAGAGAGGGGUACAGAUGAUACCAUGGAUGCUGCUAUUCCAGCUCCUUCACUAAUCAGGCCACUUCCGGAGGAAACAGAGGUCUUGGAGGGCGAUUCUGCACGUAUCGAGUGUGAGAUCGCUGCUGGUCCAAAUCCAGACGUUUCUUGGUUUAAAGACGACGAACCGUUACAAGAAGAUGAUAAAGUUGUUUUUGAAGACGAGGGUGACGUUCAUGCGUUAGUUAUCCAGCUUGCUGAAGAAGAUGACGAGUCUGAGUAUAAAUGCGUGGUGACCAAUGCCCUGGGAAGUGUUGAAACGAAGGGAGAAAUCGUGAUAGAAGAAGGGAUGGCAUUACCUGUUAUCAAGGAAGGACUAAAGAGCAUGGAAGCCGAUGAAGGUGACAUCGUUAAGUUUGAUAUACGUGUUAUCGGAAAACCUGAGCCUAUGGUCGAAUGGUUUAAAGACGGCAAGCAAAUAGAAGACGAAGGAAGAUUCGUUGUCAUUGAUGAGGUAGACGAACAGGACAAGGAGCUGUUUUCGUUGUUAAUCGAGAGAUGCAAGCUGGAGGACGAUGCUGAGUACAUGGUGGUUGCAAUGAACGAGGCUGGUAAAGAUACAAGCACCUGUCAUCUUUGUGUUACACGAAGAACUGUUCCUGAAGAAUUCAAGGAUGAAUUGGAGGAGAUUCCUCUCGAAGCUUCUCAAGGUGACGAAGUUGUGAUGACUGUGCCCCUACAUGGCCAUCCAACCCCAGCUGUAGAAUGGUUCUAUGACGAAAAGCCAGUCGAACCUGAUGAUAGGAUGGACAUAUCUCAAGACGGUGAGUUUGCCAAAGGAAUCAUUCCUAAAGUCGUACCACAAGAUUCUGGGACUUACAAGUGCACUGUGACGAGCCUAAAGGGUACUACAACAAAGAAAUUCUUAUUGGUCGUUGAAGGUUCCCAAGCCCCAGAAAUAGUACCAGAAUCAAGUCUUGACGUCCAAGCUCAAGUCCCUGCCAUUACCGAAACGUUGGCACCCAAUCAGAAAGCUCCAGUUUUUCUUGAAAUGAUUAAACAUGUCGAAGUCUUAGAAGGAGAAGAAGCUAGGUUUGAUGCUCAUGUUGAUGCAGUUCCAGAACCAACGAUUGAUUGGUACAAAAAUGGUGUACUUAUCCCAGAUAAGGGUCGAUUUGUUCACAUUGAUGCUGUAAAGGAAGAGGUAUUCACACUGGUGAUCGAAAAUACCGAGCUAACGGAUGCGGGAGAAUAUACAUGUAUCGCGAUCAAUGACGUUGAUGAGGUCAGUUGUACAGCUAUGUUGACAGUCAAACCAAACGAAAUAGCUCCAGACUUCACGAAAGAACCCAAAACAUCCAAAUUUGACAUAAAUACUGGUAAAGAUGUAACUCUGGACAUUACGGUGUCUGGAAAACCUGAACCGGAAGUAGAAUGGUAUAAGGACGAUAAACCAAUCAAGAAGACCAAGCACGUAGAUAUAGUGGUGAAAGAUGACGAACACACACUGCGUAUUCGAGGUGGAAAACCAGAUGACUCUGGUGUUUACAAGUGCGUUGCGAAGAAUCCUGCAGGAACAGCAACGAGGACUUAUGAAGUUAACAUCAAAGACCAACGAGAGGCUCCAGUAUUUGUUAAGAAACUUCAACCAUCAACUGUUCGAGAAGGAGAUCGCUUAAAGUUGGAAACAAAAGUGAGCGGUAAACCUCAACCGACUGUAAAGUGGUACAAGGACGACAAAAUGGUUGUGGAGGAUAAGCGUGUUACUGUGAACACCGAUGGCGAGAACUCUACCUUAACAAUCAAACCAACAAAGGUUGAGGACAAGGGAAUAUACAAAUGUGUAGCUACAAACGACAGUGGCUCUGUUACUAUUACUGCUGACGUUUUAGUCCGUGGUGAAUUAAAGAGACCGGAGUUCAAAGAAAGAAUAAUACCACUUCUUGUCACAGAAAACGAGACAGCACGUUUAAAUGUACGUGUUCAAGGUAAUCCAAUGCCAACUGUAGAAUGGUAUAAGCACAACACAAAAAUCAAGGAUGAAGGUCGCUUUAAAUUGAUCGAUGAUGAAGAAGAAGAUUUGUUUUCACUUGUUAUCAGUGAUGCACGCAAAGAGGAUGCUGACAUGUAUAAAUGCGUCGCUGUCAACGAAGCUGGUAAAUCCACCUGCACAGCUGAACUGUCUGUGAAAGAAAUACUCUUUGCUCCUAGUUUCGUAGGCGGUACUGAUACCGUCCCUGUUAAAACUACAGAGGGCGAUGAAGUAAACCUGACCGUCGAAGUCAAAGGAAAACCAAAACCUAAAGUUGAAUGGACGAAAGAUGGAAAGCCUGUUCGAGAGAAGAAAGGAUUGGACAUCAAAACUAAAGAUAUUGAAUCGACUAUUGUUCUUAAAGCUGCCAAGCCUGAAGACAGUGGACUCUACAAAUGCACUGCUAAAAACACACAAGGAACGACGUCGCGAGAAUUCGAUGUCAUUGUCGAAAAGGCAAAACCCAAAGGUGAAGCUCCAGAGUUCAUUCAACCUUUAACGACUGUCGAGACAAUUGAAAAAGAGAAAGCGCGACUUGAAUGUAAAUUCAAAGGAAAACCAACUCCCAUAGUCGAGUGGUACAAAGAUGAUGACAAAAACAAGCUAAAACCGUCAAACAGACUAAAAAUUACAGUGGAAGAAGACACUGCAAUUUUGGAAUUCAAAGAAACAAGACUAGACGAUGAAGGCAUGUAUAAAUGUGUUGUAAAGAAUGAUUUGGGAACUUCAUCAUCGGAAGCUGAAAUUCUUGUAGAUGAAGCCGAUGAAAAACCUCGUCUUACAUCUCCACUAAAAGACUUGAUUGUCCCUGAGAACGAAGAAGCACGAUUUGAUGUUAGAGUUUCCGGAAAGCCAGUGCCCAUUGUCGAAUGGUUUAAAGACGAUGAAAAGAUUAAAGACGAAGGCCGUACGAUAAUUGUUGAUGACGAAGAAGAGGAUCUGUGUUCGUUGAUUAUUGGAGACUUAAAGCCUGAAGAUAGCGGCGUUUACAAAUGUGUCCUCCGUAACACGGUUGGUGAAAUUUCCUGUCAAGCAAAACUGCAAGUAAAAGAAAAAACGGUCGCUCUCGAGUUUGUUAGUGGAGAUGAGUCCGGCCCAAUCACAAUCGUGGAAGACGACGUCUUACAUUUGGAGGUAAAAGUAGAAGGUAAGCCUCGUCCUGAAAUAACGUGGAGUAAAGAUGGAAAACCUCUCAAAGAAAGCAAGACAGUCGCUAUUGAAGAGAAGGAUGACAUUUCCCGUAUUGACAUCAAAGUGUCGUUGGACGAUUCAGGAAAUUACAAAUGUGAAGCAAAAAGUGAUGCAGGGACCGCCAGUCGAACGUAUGAUGUAGUUGUUGAAGCUAAGAAGCCGGUGGGAGAAGCUCCGAAAAUCGUCCAAGAACUGAAAGAGAUGGAGACGAUGGAAGGAAAGCCUAUUAAACUUGUUUGCACAUUCAACGACACACCGAAUCCGACUGUGGAAUGGUUCAAAGGAAAAUUACCAGUUAAGGAGAACAGGCGUGUCAAAAUAGAGCGUGACGAAAACUCCUCAACAUUGGUUAUCAAAGAAGCUCGUUCAGACGACAUAGGCGAAUAUAAAUGUGUAGUUCGUAAUGACUUGGGUUCGGCAUCAACGUCAAGUAAACUGAAUGUGAUCAUCCCGAAAAGGCCAGACUUCAAGGUUAAGCUGCGACCGUUAGACGUUACCGAGGGCGACCAGGCUCGACUUACUGUAAAAAUUGAUGCGCUACCAAAACCAACUGUACAAUGGUACUGUGGAACAAAUAAGAUCGAGGAAGGUGGACGAUACGAGAUAAUUGAGGAGCCUGACACUGAUCUAUAUACAUUGGUUAUAAACGAUGUAACACGUGAUGAUACGGCUACUUACAAAUGUGAGGCUUCAAAUGAAGCGGGAAAAUCAACCUGUCGUGGCGAACUUACUGUCAAGGAACGUCAGUACAUGCCAGAGUUUACCAGCCCUGAAAUCGAUACACCAUUAACCAUCCAACAAGGUGAUGAACUGAAAAUCGAUAUGACCAUCAAAGCAAAUCCCAAGGCUGACGUAAAAUGGUACAAGGAUGGUAAGCCCUUAAAGAAUACAACUAAACUGGAUGUACGUUCGCGAGGUGACACGUACAGUAUCGCAAUCUACAGCACUAAACCAGAAGAUACUGGACACUACAAAUGUGAAGCGCGUAAUAAACUGGGCGUGUCAGAAAGAACAUUUGACGUUAAAGUGGAUGUGCCCAAACCAAAAGGUGAAGCUCCAACCUUACUUGCUGACCUAAAACCAAUAGAAACCACAGAGGGUGAACCAAUCAAGCUUGUCUGCAAAGUUAAAGGCAAACCAGAACCACAAGUCGAGUGGUUUAAAGAUGAUAAACCUGUUGUAGAAGACAAGCAUCUUAAAGUAGCCUAUGAUGGAGAAGUAAGCACUUUGAGCAUCAAAGACACUAUCUUAGAUGAUGAAGGCGACUACAAAUGCGUCGUCACUAAUGACCACGGAUCCGUUUCAACUAUGGCUGAAGUUUUAAUAAAUGAAAAAACAGAACCUGAAAAACCAGCAUCAAAACCCGAGGUUGUGGAAGAAAAACCGAUUAAGGAAGAAGUCAAACCUAAGGAUGUCGAGACUAAACCGACCAAAGAAGUUGCAAAAGAAGAGAAACCUACGAAACCAGUGAUAACAUCAGUGCUUAAAGAUGUAGAACCAGAGGCUGGAACUACAGCAAAAUUCACUGUUGAUGUCGAGGGAACUCCAUUGCCCGAGAUUGAUUGGUAUAAAGAUGACAAAGUUAUCGAGGACACGGGUAGAUUUAUAAUCAUAGAUGAUGAAACAGAUAAAGGAGUUUCUUCGUCACUUGUAAUUGAGAAUGUCCAGCCAGAGGAUUCUGGUGUGUAUAGUGCAGUGGCAUUCAACGAUGGAGGAGAAACAACGACCAAAGCCGACCUUAAGGUAGCGAAACAACCCGAGGUGAUAGAAGAGCCUGAAAUUGCUGCUGAAGCAGAGCAAGAGGUUGAAGCCGAGAUGCCAUUCGAGGGCGCACCUGAAAUAUUGGAGCCGUUGAAGCCAAUAGAGGCUGUCGAGGACGAGAGUGUAACGUUGGAAUGUAAGAUCAAAGAAACUCCAUCGCAAGUUGUAGAGUGGUUUAAGAAUGGCGCAAAAUUGAAAGAAAAUCGUCGAGUGAAAACCGACUUGACUAAUGGCAUCGCAAAGGUAACCAUCAAAGAUCUCCGUACCGAUGACAAGGGCGAUUAUAAGAUCGUAGUCCGAAAUGAUUCCGGUAGUUCAUCGUCUACUGCCAAUCUAGUAGUCAAGGAACUUAUAAGGCCAGAGUUCAAAGUUAAACUCAAAAAUACAGAUGCUUUUGUUGGAGACGACGUACGUUUUGAAGUUCAAGUCAAGGCUUUACCGAGACCUGUAGUCGAAUGGUACCAAGGAUCAACAAAGCUGUCGGGAGACAGGUACACAAUGACAGUAGAUGAAUCAACUAACAAAUACACUCUUGUAAUUACCGAUGCAAGGCUCGAUGAUGGUGGAUCGUACAAAUGUGUUGUCUCAAACUCAGCGGGAAAAGCUACAAAUCGAUGCGAGCUUAGUGUUAAAGAGAAACCGCUGACCCCAACAUUCGAAGGCGAUGAGCCAGGUCCAUUGCAUUUCCACCCUGGUGAUGAGGUAAACAUUAAUGUUAAAAUUAAGGCUAAUCCCAAACCAGAUGUGAAAUGGUACAAAGAUGGCAAACCCUUGAGAGACACAAGUAGAAUGGACAUCAGAUCACGUGGUGACUCCUACUACAUUGUAAUUAUGAGCGCGAAACUAGACGAUACCGGGAUAUACAAGUGCGAAGCGAGUAAUAAACUGGGCAAAGCAUCCAGAACGUUUAAUGUGACUGUACAAGCGACCAAACCUAUAGGAGAUGCACCAUCUCUAGAUGGAAAACUUACGCCAGUCUCAGUCAAUGUUGGAGAGGAUAUCAAACUUGUCUGCAAAGUGUCUGGAAAACCCGAACCAAAGAUUGAAUGGUUUAAGAACAGCAAACCUAUUCAGCCAGAUCACCGUAUAAAGACAGACUAUGACGGCAAAACCUGCACCCUGUACAUCAAAAAUGCAACUAUCGACGAUAAGGGGGAGUAUGUAUGUAUGGCUUCAAACGACUUUGGGUCUGUUGAAUCAGAUGCUGAUGUGAAUGUCAAAGAGAAGGGCGAAAAACCUACCAUUGUAGAGAAGCUGAAAGAGAUCAAAGUGGAUCUAGGAAACAAAGCAACCUUUAAGGUAGUUGCAAAAGGAAAUCCAAAACCUGAAGUUGAAUGGACGAAAGGCGAUAAGACUAUUGAAGACAAAGGUCGGUUUGUCAUUGAAGACGAUGAGGAGAAUGGUGUGUUUAAGCUGAUUAUCGAUGAUGCUCAACCAGAAGAUGCGGGCGUCUAUAACUGUGUUGUAUUCAACGAGAUCGGCGAAACAACGACGUCAGCAGAAUUGCAUGUCAUGAAAUUGGAAGUAGUGCAACAGGUUACACCAGUUGAAGAAGUUCCUACUCAAAAAGCUCCGGUAAUUGAUGAAGGUGACCAAAAACCAGUCUUCAAGCAGAAACUACAAGAUAUUGUUGCUACACCUGGUAAUGAAGCUAAAUUUGACGUUGUUGUUGAGGGUGAUGUUGAUAUCGAGUGGAUAAAAGACGAUAAAGUCAUCGAGGAUAAGGGAAGGUUUAUAUUUGUCGACGAUGAAGCUCCUAAUAUGUACUCGCUGGUAAUCGACGAAAUCCAGCCUGAAGAUGCAGGGGAAUAUGAAUGUGUUGCCAUCAAUGACUUUGGCGAAACGUCGUGCAAAGCCAAUCUAAAUUUUGAGCAAAACGGGAUAACACCUGAUCUUAUUGAAGAGAUGGAAGCAACACCUAUUGCUUUGGAGGAAGUUGAAGGCAAACCACGUGAAUUUGCACCUGAGGUGUUGGAAAAGCUUGAGUCCACUGAGGUCGCUGAGGGAGACUCUCUUUCUCUUCAAAUUAAAGUGUCUGGAAUGCCUACUCCAACCGCAGAAUGGUUCAAGGAUAAUGCUAAAGUCAAGGAGAGCCGUAAUGUUAAGAUGGAAUUCAAGGACAAUGUUGCAAAGUUGACUAUUAAGCAAACCAAGUCAAGUGACAAAGGCGAAUAUAAGUGCGUUGUAAGAAACGAACUCGGGACGUCUUCAUCUAAGGCGACGAUAACAGUUCGUGUCCCAGUUAGACCAGACUUUACUGUAAAGCUCAAACCUGUAGAUGCAGUCGAGGGUGGAGAAGCACGAUUUGAAGUCAAACUUAAAGGUGAACCACGUCCUGACGUAGAGUGGUACAAAGGAACUACAAAAAUUGUCGAUGAAGGCCGGCAUUCGUUUGAAGAAACUGACGAUGGUAAAUACACCUUGACCAUCGUUGAUUUGAAACGAGAUGAUAUAGGCGCUUACAAAUGUAUAGCCACAAACGAAGUAGGCAAAGCAACAACUCGAGCUGAUCUGAAAGUGAAAGAGCGACAAUUUGCUCCAGAAAUCAAACCAGACCAUGAUGGGCCCUUUAUUAUAGAUCAGAACGACGACAUCAAUAUUAACGUCACCGUAACGGGAAAGCCAAAACCGGAUGUAAAAUGGUACAAAGACGGCAAGCCACUUAGAGAUACAACUAGACUGGACGUUCGAUCACGUGGUGACUCAUACUACAUUGUGAUACUUAGUGCAAAACCAGAAGACCAAGGAACGUACAAAUGUGAGGCGAGCAGUAAGCUUGGUAAAGCUUCCAAGAACUUUGACGUUCAAGUGAAAGCUCCUAAGGGCAAUGCUCCUGAACUAGGUUCUAAAAUGCAAUCCGUGGAAACUGUCGAAGGAAAGGACGCCCGGCUUACUUGCAAGGUGUCUGGUAAACCCCAGCCGACAACUGAAUGGUUCAAAGAUGAUGAGAAAGUAAAACCUGACGAGCGAAUAAACGUCGAUUACGAUGGAACUGAGAGUAUACUCACCGUUAAGAAAACCGUGCUCGAUGAUGAAGGUUUAUAUAAGUGCGUCGCCACUAAUGAAUAUGGAACAACAUCUUCAAGUGCUGAAAUACUUGUUGACGAACAGACGAUCAAUGUUGCCUUUGAUGAAGAGAUGAAGGAUGUUAAGGCAGUCGUUGGAAAAGAGGCAAAGUUCGACAUUCGAGUCUCUGGUUCACCAAAGCCAGACGUAGAAUGGGUGAGAGACGGUAAAGUUAUAGAAGAUAAAGAUAGAUAUCUUCUGGUCGAUGAAGAAGAAGGCGAAGGACAUUUCUCUCUUGUCAUCGAUGAUUUAAAGCCAGAAGAUGCUGGAAUAUACAAAUGCAUUGCUAUGAAUGAAACGGGUGAAGUCGAAACAAGUGCCAAUCUUGUCGUUGAAGAUGAUUCCAUUCCUCCAGAAUUUGAUAAAGACAGAGAGAGUCCCAUCACUGUGACGGAGGGAGAACGCUUUGAAUUGAAUGCGCAGGUAUCUGGAAAACCAUUACCAGAGAUAGAAUGGUUCAAAGAUGACAAACCAAUUAAAAAGUCAAAAGAUCUAGAAAUCAAGGACGAAGGAAAUCACUUCCAACUUAUUGCUGUUAAUGUAACUCAAAACGACACUGGGAAGUAUAAAUGCGUGGCACGAAGUACAGCUGGUGUAGCAGAGAAGACUUUUGAAGUAACCGUUAAAUCUAAGAAGCCCAAAGGUUCAGCCCCCACAAUUGUUGAAGAUCUACAGCCAGUAGAAGUUUCUGAAGGAGACAAUGCAGUCCUUGAGUGUAAAGUUUCUGGCACGCCUAUACCAGUUGUCGAAUGGUAUAAAGGUACUCUUCGUGUAAAGGAGAACAGAAGAAUUAAGAGUGAACUAUCUACCGAUGUCGCACGUCUCACAGUCAAGUCAACACAAGCCAACGAUCAAGGACAGUAUAAGUGUGUUGUUCGCAAUGAUCUGGGUUCAUCAUCAACUCAAUGCAAGCUAACCGUGAAGGUACCUAUUAGACCAGACUUUACUGUAAAGCUCAAACCUGUAGAUGCAGUCGAGGGUGGAGAGGCACGAUUUGAAGUCAAACUUAAAGGUGAACCACGUCCUGACGUGGAGUGGUACAAAGGAACUACAAAAAUUGUCGAUGAAGGCCGGUAUUCGUUUGAAGAAACUGACGAUGGUAAAUACACCUUGACCAUCGUUGACUUGAACCGAGAUGAUACAGGCGCUUACAAAUGUAUAGCCACAAACGAAGUAGGCAAAGCAACAACUCGAGCUGAUCUGAGCGUAAAAGAGCGACAGUUUGCACCCAAAAUUGAAUCAGAUCUAGAAGGACCAAUUAUUGUUAACCAGGACGACGAAGUGAAUAUUAAGGUUACCGUAAAAGGAAAGCCAAAACCGGAAGUGAAAUGGUACAAAGAUAAUAAACCACUCAAAGACACUACAAAACUUGACAUCAGAUCACGUGGUGACUCGUACUAUAUUGUAAUUGUCAGUGCAAAACCAGAAGACCAAGGAACAUACAAGUGUGAAGCAACCAGCAAACUAGGAAUCGCGUCUAAAACUUUCGACGUCCAAGUAAAAGGUCCAAAAGGAGAAGCCCCAGUAAUCAAAUCGCAGUUGACGCCUAAACACGUAACAGAGGGUCAAGAGUGCAAGUUAACUUGCGAAGUAACCGGAAAACCUGAACCAGUAGUCAAAUGGAUGAAAGAUGGGAAGGAGUUACAAACAAAUCGACGUAUCAAAACAGACUUCGAUGGAAUAAUUAUCACAUUACAAUUCAAAGAAGUUUCUCUUGACGAUGAAGCGCUGUAUGAAUGUGUUGUAACUAAUGAUAUAGGGACAGCGUCUUCGAGUGCUGAAGUAUUAGUAGAAGAGAAGCGUAUUGAACCAGAGUUCACCGAUGUGCUAAGAAGGGUCGAAGUGAGUCUGGGAGACGAAGCUAAGUUCGAAGUCAAAACUCGAGGAAAUCCAAAGCCAGAGGUGGAUUGGUUCAAAGAUGGGAAACUACUAGAGGAUGGUGGUCGUUUCGAGAUCGUCGACGAGGGAGACGGGAUGCAUUCAUUGAUCAUUGGAAAAGUCGAAGCAGACGAUGCUGGAACCUACAAAUGUGUUGCAUUCAAUGAUGUAGGAGAAGUAGAAACAUCUGCACCACUUAGUAUCAAGGAAGAACUCCAAGCUCCUGAAUUUAUCGGCGAUGUAAAAAGUGUAAUCCAACUAAACGAAGGAGAAACUACCGAUAUUACCUUCCAGGUUAUAGGUAAACCAUUGCCAGACAUUGAAUGGUAUAAAGAUAACAAGCUAAUUAGAAAAACAAGAAGAAUCAACAUGAAGUCGGACGACAACAAAUUUACACUAAUAAUCAGUGAUGCAACACAAGAGGAAAGUGGCAAGUAUAAAUGUGUGGCUAAAAGCAAGGCGGGCACAGCAGAGAAAACAAUUGAAGUUGUAGUCGAAGCUAAAAAACUCAAAGGAACUCCGCCAGAGAUCAUUGAUGAAUUGCGUGCUAUUGAAGUGAAUGAAGGGGAAAAUGCUACAUUAAAGAUAACAUUGACUGGUAAACCAACUCCAGUGGUAGAAUGGAUGAAAGAUGGAUUCCGCGUAAAGGAAAGUCGAAGAAUUAAGCCAACGUUCGAGGAUGGAGUAGCUUGUUUGACCAUUAAGCAAGCACGCGACGAAGAUCGAGGAGAAUACAAGUGCAUUGUUAGGAAUGACUUUGGUAAAUCAGAAUCAACUUGUAAGUUAAAGGUUAUUGUUCCAAAGCGACCCGAGUUCAAAGUCAAAAUGAAACCAGUAUCUGGUACUGAGGGCGGUGAAGCUCGUUUUAAUGUUAAAGUUGAAGGAUUGCCUAAACCGGAAGUUGAAUGGUUCUUUGGCUCAAAAACGAUCAUCGAAGAUAGAAGGUUCCAUAUGACAGAGGAAGAAGACGAUAGCUUUUCUCUGAUCAUUAAUGACUUACAACUUGCAGAUGCUGGUUCAUAUAAAUGCGUUGCUAUCAACGACGCUGGAAAAGCAACGUCUAGAGCUGAUCUCGAUGUGCAAGAAAAGAAGUUUGCUCCAGAAAUCGACAUUCCAAUCGAGGGACCAAUUGUAGUUAAAGAAGGAGAAGAAAUCAACUUUGAGGCUAUUGUGAAAGGCAAUCCCAAACCAGAGAUAGAUUGGUUCAAAGACGAACGGAUGAUUCUGGAAACAUCAAAAAGAGACAUAAGAAAACGUGGAGACUCUCAUCAGGUUGUGAUUUUAAGCUCAACUUUGGAUGACGCUGGUACGUACAAGUGCGUUGCUGGCAACAGAAUUGGCCAGACAUCGAAGACGAUUGAUGUCCAAGUUAAACCUAAAGGACCAAAAGGGGAAGCUCCUGUUUUCACUUCCAAGUUAAGACCUGUUGAAACAACUGAGGGAGAAGAAGUUAUUUUAAUGUGCGAGUUCACCGGCAAACCCGCUCCAACAUCAAAAUGGACAAAAGACGACAUUACUGUAAAAUCAGAUGGGCGUAUUAGAAUCAAGACAACUGAUAACUCGGCAACAAUCACAAUUACGGAAACAACUCUAGAUGACGAGGGCAUAUACAAAUGUAUUAUCACAAAUGAACUAGAUUCAGCAACAACGUCAGCUGAAGUAUUGGUCAAUGAAAAAGGAGCUGGACCUCAUAUAGAGGAGAAACUGAAGGACUGUUUUGCUGUUAUCGGAGAAAAAGCUGUAUUCCAAAUUCGAGUUUCAGGGACCGUUGAAGUUGACUGGUUCAAAGACGACAAAUUAAUUCAAGAUUCUGGUCGGUUUGCGCUAGUUGACGACGAGCAAAACGGGUUAUUUUCUCUUGAAAUUGAUGAUGUUCGACCAGAAGAUGUUGGAACGUACAAGUGCAUAGUAUUCAAUCAGUCAGGAGAAGCUUCUUCAAAGGCACGGCUACUAUUACAAGAAGAAUCGUUUCUUCCAACUCUUUCUGAGGAAGCUGAAUCAGCUCCAGCAGAAGUUCCAGAUGGAAAGCCUAGUACUGGACCUGAAAUAGUCGAGGCACUUGUACCAGUUGAAGUGAUGGAGGAAGAAGACGUUAUCUUAAGCUGCAAGUUCUCUGGAGAACCUACACCAACUGUGGAAUGGCGAAAGAACGGAAUUCGUGUGAGAGAAAGCUACAGGGUGAAGGGCAAAUUAGACAAUGACAUCGCAACUUUAAAUCUGAAGCAAAUACGCGCAGAUGAAGCUGGCGAAUACGAGUGUAUUAUCACAAAUGAGCAUGGUUCGAUUUCCACAACAUGCAAGUUGACUGUUCUUGUCCCUAAAAAACCGACAUUCAAUAAAAAGCUUAUUCCACUAGAUGUUGAGGAAGGUGAGUCUGUAAGAUUUAAUGUCGAAGUUGAAGGAUUUCCAAAGCCAGUGAUAGAAUGGUACAGUGGAAUUUCCAAAAUCACAAACGAAGGAAAAUUCGAGAUAAAGGAGGAUGGUAAUCGAUAUUCACUUUUGAUCAGUAUCGUUGAGCGCCACGAUGCUGGGUCAUACAAGUGCGUGGCUUCAAAUGACGCUGGAAAAAGCACGUCUCGUGCUGAGUUGACUGUUAAGGAGAGAGAAUUUGCUCCAGAAUUUGUAGGAGUCGAUGAAAAGCCGAUAAUAGUAGAUGUUAACGAAGAAGUUAAAAUCAAUGUCACAGUGAAAGGAAAGCCAAAACCCGAUGUCAGCUGGUACAAGGAUGGCAAACCCGUGGGGAUUGCUCUGAAUACCGAGGUUAGAUCACGUGGUGAAAAUCACUCAUUCACGAUUGUCCUGGCUAAACCAGAAGACAGUGGAAUAUACAAAUGUGAAGCUAAAAAUAAACACGGAUCUGCUUCAAAAUCCUUUGCAGUAACAGUCGGAGAACAAAAGGUUCCAGGAAAAGCACCAGAAAUCACAUCGGGACUUACACAUUUGGAAGUCACUGAAGGCCAAGAGGCUAAACUAACCUGCUCUUUCACCGCAACACCUCAGCCAACGUGUGAAUGGCUUAAAGAUGGCGUUGAUAUUACAGAGGAUCAUCGCGUUAAACUGGAGCAAAGUGAAACCUCUGCUACACUUACAAUAAAAGACACCACUGUCAAAGACGAAGGGUUCUAUAGGUGUACUGUCCGAAAUGAGAUCGGCUCUGCAUCAACGACAUCGGAACUUGUAGUCAACGAGAAAGAACUUGGUGAUGGACCACGUAUCAUUGAAAAACUCAACAACAUUAAGGUGAAGAACGGUCAAGAAGCUGUUUUUAGAAUACGUGUUUCGUUGCCAGCUGAAGUUGACUGGUACAAAGGCGACCAAGUACUGGAGGAUUCCGGUAGAUUCAUUAUUGUUGAUGAUGAGGACGGUGAUGGUUUGUUCCAGCUGGUUAUCGAAAAUGUUGAGCCGGAUGAUGCUGGGCGAUACAAAUGUGUAGCAUUCAAUGAAGACGGUGAAGUGUCAUGCAAAGCAAACCUCGAAAUUCAGGAGGACGAAAUUAUUGCGCCUGUAACUUUCGAUGAAACUGAAGCUGCACCAUUGAUGGAGGAUAUAGAACCUGCUGGAAAAGCACCUGAAGUAACCGAGCCUAUGAAGUCUGUUCAAGUGUCUGAGGGAGAUAAUGUCGUUCUUAAGUGUAAAGUCACUGGAAAACCAACUCCAUUCAUCGAAUGGCUCAAAGAUGAUGUCCCAAUACUGGAAACAUACCGCGUAAAGGCAGAUUACACAAAUCACGAAGCCACUUUAACAAUUAAACAAGUUCGUGGUGACGAGGCCGGACAUUACAAAUGUGCUAUUCGUAACGACUUUGGUGAAACGUCAACGUCGGCUAAACUCAAAGUGAAGGUGCGUGCAAUGCCAAAUUUUAUUAGUGAACUUGAACCAGUAGAAGUCGAUGAAGGAGAAAAAGCCUGCUUUGAAGCACGUAUUGAAGGCUAUCCACGUCCAGAUGUUGAAUGGUUUAAAGGUACAACGAGAAUUGAUGAAGAUGAUAAUCAUGAAAUAAUAGAGGACGAGGAAAAUGAAACAUACACCUUGGUCAUUUGUAAUGCUACAAUGGCUGAUCACGGCAACUAUAAGUGCGUCGCGAGCAACAAUGAAGGCCGAGAUAGUUCUCGAGCAGAACUUAUUGUCAAAGAAGAUCAAUAUGCGCCAAGAUUCGAGGGAGAUAAUGAGCCGAUUGUUAUCAACGAAAACUGUGAAGCCUCAAUUUCUACUGUCAUCAAGGCGAAACCCAAACCUGAAGUGACAUGGUACAAAAAUGGAGUACCUUUACGUGAUAGUAUUACAUUAGACAUUAGAUCGCUACGAGAUGUUUACUAUUGUGUGAUUUUACGAGCGAAACCCGACGACGCUGGACUUUACAAGUGCGAAGCUACAAAUGUAGUCGGUUCUGCGUCAAAGUCUUUUGAGGUGAAAGUCAAAGUUGCGGAUGCUAAAGGCGAGGAACCAUCUAUCACAAGCAUGCUUAAACCAGUAGAAGUAUCUGAAGGACAACCCGCCAAACUCACUUGCAAAGUGACAGGCAAACCAGAGCCAACUUGUAGGUGGACGAAAAGCGGCAUUACGGUUAGAACCGAUAGUCGCGUUAAGACCGAAUUCGACGGAGAAAUAUGCUCUCUAAACUUUAAAAAGACAACUGUCGAAGACGAAGGCUUUUACAAGGUAGUUGUAAGCAAUGACUUCGGCUCAGCAUCAUCCACUUGCCAACUCCUUGUCAACGAAGUUGGGUUCCGUCCAGUAUUUGAACAGAAACUGAAGAGUGUCAAUGUAGUAGAAGGCGAAGACGCUACAUUCCAAGUCAAGGUUACUGGUCAGCCUACCCCUGACGUUCAGUGGCUGAAAGAUACUGAUGAAAUCGAGAGUAAUGAAAGAUAUGAAAUCAGGGAAGAUGACGGUGUUCACACACUUCUCAUCAAAAACUGUAGGCUAAAUGAUAUAGGCAAGUACCAGUGUAUUGUCUCUAAUUCUAUGGGCGAGAUAACUUCAAAAGCUAGACUAGAUGUAGAAGAACAUAUUGUCAGACCAGAAAUAGUAGGACCAGUGCUAGGACCACAAGAGAAAGAGGAAGGUGAAUCUAUAGAAUUAAGUGUGGAAGUUAACGGGGUUCCUCAACCUGAGGUUGAGUGGUAUCACUACAACAAGAACUUGAUAAACACCAAAAGGAUAGACAUCCAAGUAAAAGAGAAUAGACAUACAUUAGUUAUCGUCGACCUAAUAAGAGAUGACAGUGGAAUGUACCGAUGUGUUGCUAAAAACAAAGCUGGGCAAGCCAGUCGAUCGUUUGAUUUACAAGUUCAAAGGAAAAAAGUGAAAGGGGAUGCCCCAGAAAUCAUUGACCACUUAAAGUCAGUUGACGUAUAUGAAGGGCAAGGAGCCAAAUUCACCUGUACCGUGAGUGGGAAACCUGAACCAGUAAUUGAGUGGUACAAGGACGGCCUUUCUGUCAAAGACAGCAGGCGAGUUAUUUCAGAGUUUGAUGGCAACACCGCCUCUUUAACUCUACGUGAAACGCGUUAUGAAGACUCGGGAUACUACAAGUGCGUAGUGCGCAAUGACCUCGGCUCAGCACAAUCCUCUUCUACUCUAACUAUAAUAAUGCCAACAAGACCGGAAUUUAUUGAAAAACUUAAAACCUUAGAAGUUAAUGAGGAAGAAGAAGCGAGGUUCGAAGUACAAGUGAAGUCCUAUCCAAAACCAGAAAUAGAAUGGUAUCAAGGCUCUACAAGGGUUCUUGAAAGUGAUCGAUAUGAAAUAAUCGAUGCUGAGGACGACAACGACACCUAUUCACUUGUUAUCAAUAAAUGCAAACUUGAAGAUUCCUCCAUGUACAAAUGUGUAGCUAUAAAUUCUGCAGGGAAAACUACUUGUAGAGGAGAAUUGAUUGUGAAAGAAAAAGUGUCCAUUCCAUCUUUCAAGGAUGGUGAAGAAACUAGCACUGUUAUUGUAAAUGAAGGCGAGGAAUUCAAGCUAGCUGUAAGUCCUACCGGAAAUCCCAAACCUGAUAUUAACUGGUAUAAAGAUGACGUCAUGGUUGUUGGAAGCUCUAGACGAGACAUUCGAAGUCGUUUUGACGAAAAUGUGCUAACCGUGUUUAGUGCAAAACGUGAAGAUUCUGGUAGCUACAGGUGUGAAGCCUCUAACAGGGUUGGGAAGAACAUGAAAACUUUUAUCGUGAAAGUCAGAGCCACAGAGCCAGAAGGAGAGGCACCAAGAUUUACAUCAAAGAUGAAGCCGCUUGAAGUGACAGAAGGCGAAGAAGCUAAGUUUGUUUGUUUAAUUUCUGGUCAUCCUAAACCUACCAUUACAUGGAGUAAAGAUGGAGUUCCCAUUGGUGAGGAAAGACGAUAUCUAAAGGACUCCUCUCUCGUUCAGUGUUCUUUGACAAUUCUCGGUACUAAAUUAGAAGACAAUGGAGUGUAUAAAUGUGUUCUUCGUAACGACUUUGGUACCACCUCAACCACUGCUGACCUAACCGUCACACAGAGAGGAACAAGACCAAAGUUUGAACAAAAAUUAACCAAUGUUGAAGGGCUCAUCGGUCAAGAUGUCCAGUUCCAAGCUCGUGUACAUGGUUCUCCAGCUCCUGAGUUACAUUUCUUCCAUGAAAACAUAGAGAUGGAAGAAGAUGAUAGAUUUUCCAUCGUUGAAAAGGAGAACGGUUUGUAUACCUUUAUCAUCAGGAAUACAAAGGAAAGUGAUGCUGGACAGUACAAAUGCACAGCUACAAAUAGUGUCGGUGAGGUGUCAUCCAGAGCUUAUUUGAACCUUGAAGAAGAUGUCAUCGCUCCCGAAUUCGUUAGUGACAUACCAUCUCCCAUCAACCUGACUGAAGGUGAUAGCUACGAUUUAAGUGUUGAGGUCACCGGUAAACCAAAACCCGAACUUGAGUGGUACAAAAAUGAGCGCUUGUUAUGGUCAACCUCGAAGGUACAAUUUUCUUCUGAAGAAAAUACGUUUACAAUGGCACUACGUGAUGCUGGUACAAAUGAUAGUGGACUUUAUAAAUGCGUGGCUCGUAACAAAGGUGGCGUUUCCCAGAAAACAUUCAACAUAAAUGUAGAAGCUAAAAAGCCAGAAGGUGAUGCUCCUGAGAUAGUAGAAAACUUGGUAUCAAUAGAAGUGGACGAAGGUGAGCCGGCUGUAUUGAAAUGCAUUGUCACUGGUCGUCCAACACCAAAGUUGGAAUGGUUCAAAGACGGCUUGGCCGUGAAAGAAUCAAGACGGCUUCAGUCUGAAAUUGUUAAUGGUGUAGUUACUUUGACCUUUAAAGAAACUAUGGACACAGAUGCUGGAAAUUAUAAAUGUGUCAUCCGCAAUGAACUAGGAAAAAUCACAACAUCUGCAAGAGUAGACAUCAGAACCGCCACGAGACCCGAGUUCAAGACUAAACUUCGACCACAAGAAGUUACACAAGGGGAAAACGUUCGGUUGGAUGUGCGCGUUUCUGGAAACCCAGCUCCAACAGUAGAAUGGUAUCGUGGAACCGAAAAGAUUGUUGACGAUGGCCGUUUCGAAAUGACCGUUGAUGAAGAAAGAGGCGCAUACAGUUUACGUAUAUCUGAUGUGACGAUGGACGAUGCUGGUACAUAUAAAUGUGUUGCUUUGAAUCGUGCAGGCAAGGCCACUUCCCGAGGUGAACUCGACGUCAAAGAAAAGCAAUUCGCUCCAAGAUUCGAAGAACCAGAACAAGUUGAACCAAUUGUCUUAUCUCAGGAAGCGGAUGCAACUAUCAAGUUAACAGUCCUUGGCAAUCCUCAGCCUUCUGUAACGUGGUACAAAGAUGGGAUACCGACCUAUGGAAACCUGCGACUUGACGUCAGAUCACGCGGCAACUGUCAUUACAUCAAAUUCACGGGUGUGAAACCUGACGAAGCUGGUACGUACAAGUGUGUAGCAAAAAAUAGAUUGGGCACGGCAUCAAGGGAGUUUGUCGUUAAAGUUGAAGGUGGUAAACUGAAGGGUGAGCCUCCGGAGUUCUACAAACGAUUACAACCAGUUGACUGCUUUGAAGGGGAUACUAUCAGGCUUUUUUGUCAGACCACAGGGAAACCUCAGCCAACAGUAGAAUGGUUCAAAGACGACCGACCAAUAUUUGUUAACUGGCGUAUGAUGACCGAGUACGAGAAAGAUGUCUGUACUCUCAGGAUUAAAGAUGCUAAACGCGAUGAUGAAGGUGUCUACAAAUGCGUUAUCGAAAAUACUCAUGGAUCUGUUUCAACAUCUGCAGAAGUAACAGUGAGUGAUAGAGAAAGGCGUCCCCAGUUCGUCGAGAAACUUCAGCACAUUGAUAGUGUCAUUGGUGAAACUGCAACCUUCCGGGCUAAAGUGUCUGGUUCUCCAUUGCCACAAAUUGAAUGGUUCAAGAAUGACGAAAAAAUUGAAUUGCACCCAAGAAUGACUCCCGAAAGAGAGCGAAAUGGUUAUUUCUCCCUAGUUAUUGAGAAUAUCGAACCCGAAGAUGAAGGUCUGUAUAAGUGCGUCGCUUCCAACGAGUUAGGUGAGGUAAUAUCCAAAGCCGAGCUACGUCUUGCAGACGUUAUGAUCGAGCCUUCGUUCAUUGGUGAAAUGGACGAUUCUAUCACAGUAUUCGAAGGCAAUGAUCUUGAUUUGACAUUUUACUUGCGUGGAAGACCAAUGCCGAACGUGACAUUCUACAAAGAUGAAUUUCAAGUUGUUGAGUCGGACAGGGUUGAGCUAUCUUCCCGUGGCAACAGGUUUAGUCUUACAAUUACCGGCGUAGUAAAACGCGAUGCUGCAAACUACAAAGUGGUUGCUAAAAACAAAGCAGGAACUGCUACAAAGUCGGUAGAGGUGCUCUUUACACCUAAGAGAACAUGGACACCAGGACAGACAGCUCCAGAAAUUGUAGCUCCCUUGAAACCAGUCACUGCAAGUGAAGGAAGUCCCAUCAAAAUGAGAUGCCGUAUAUCUGGCGAGCCUACCCCUACAGUUGAAUGGUUUAAAAACAGCAUUCCCGUCGUUACAGAAGGACGUGUAACAACAGGCUCAACCGGAGAUAUGAAGUACAUUAACUUCACAGAGGUUACAAAUGGUGAUGAAGGGAGAUACAGAUGUGUUGCUACAAACGAGGCGGGAUCUGUGUAUACGACAGCUGAUCUCACAAUUGAGUCAUCCGUUAGUCCACCUUCAUUCAAACAGAGAUUGAUGAAUGUCGAAGUUAGUGAUGGGGAAGAAGCUAUGUUUUCUGUGCAAUUGAAAGGCCCUGUUGAUAGCGUGAAAUGGUAUCACAAUGAUAUACUAAUUGAAGAUGGAGAGAAAUAUGCAAUCUCGCGAGGAGAUGCAGAAAACGAGUACGUAUUAAUCAUUCCGAUAACUGAACACGAUGACGAAGGGACAUAUCAGUGUGUUGCAAGAAACGAAUCUGGUAAAGCCACCACACGAGCUGAACUUGAUGUCCUUGAAACUGUCAUUGGACCUUCCUUUGUUGGCACUGAUGAGCCUUUGAUGGUUUACAAAGAGGGUGAUGAUAUCACCUUUGAUGUGGAAGUCAGGGGUAGACCUACGCCCGAAAUCACGUGGUACAAAGAUGAGAUACUUGUCAUGAAAACCAGCAAGGUAUCGAUGAGUUCGUGGAACAACAAGCACUCACUUCGACUUUACGGCGUCAACCCCAAGGAUUCUGGUUUUUAUAAGUGUGUUGCACGAAAUAAAGCUGGUUCAUCCUAUAGGCUGUUUAGUAUUGACGUCACAGCGAAAAAGCCACGCGGUAUUGUUCCAGAGUUUUUCCGACAAUUGAAAAACGUCGAGGUCGUCCAUGGGUCCACUGCCAAGUUGGAGGGAAAAGUGAGUGGUCAUCCUGAACCUACGAUCGAAUGGCUAAAGGACGGGGAAAAGUUGUCUUUAUCGUCAAAAAUUAGAUCGUUCUACGAUGGAGAGUUGUGCAAGCUAACCAUAUUUGAAACAAAAGACGAUGAUAAAGGAGAAUACACUUGUGUAGCAACCAAUGAGGUGGGCAGUGAUUCAUCAAAGGCAAAGCUAAAUGUCGCUGAACCACUUGUCACACCAGAAUUUAAACAGAGGUUGCAAAACACAACAGCGGUGGAAGGAAAGACAGCUGAAUUCUUUGUCCGAGUUACUGGUAACCCUGAGCCAACAGUAGAGUGGACGAAAGGUGGAAAGAAAAUUAAGACAGACGGACGAUUUCAAUCGAGAGCAGAAGACAAGAACACGGUCAGACUCGUUAUAAACGACGUCGCUCUAGAGGACGCUGGUACAUACAAAUGUAUUGCAACAAAUGAAGAAGGACGAGUACAGUGUAGUGCAAGGCUUGCUGUAACCGAAAAGAUGGUUCCACCAAAAGUGAAUGCCAUAACCACUGAGAGUGCCUUGUUGCUAAACGAGGGUGAAAAUCUAGAACUAAGUACAACCGUCGAAGGUAACCCGAUACCUGAUGUGGAAUGGCACAAAGAUGGAACUGUCAUCAGAAGAACGGCGCGUAUCAACCUGAUGCCAAUUGGUAAUCAAUACAAUCUGUCAAUCAACAGUCUUACAGCUGAAGACACUGGCGUCUAUAAGUGUGUUGCCAAGAGUCCUGCUGGAUCAUUCUCAAAAUCAUUCACUGUAGUUGUUGAAACAAAAACGCCUGCACCGCUCUUUAUCGAGCCUCUUCAAGAUCGGGAUAUCGUGGAAGGCAAGGAAGCACGAAUGAUGUGCCGCGUUAGAGCAACACCAAGACCUAUGAUAGAAUGGCUUAAGGAUGGAAGAAAUUUCAAAGAAGAUUACAACACGUAUACAGAAUUCGAUGGUAGUUAUUGUACACUUGUCAUCAAAAAAGUUCGAAUGGAUCAAGAUGGUAUCUACGAAUGCCUGGCCAAAAAUAAAGAAGGAAGAGCAAAGUCCGCAGCUAAACUGACUGUGAAAGAAGACAUCAGAGCACCAGUCUUCGAUCAAUCCAUGCAAGACGCGUUGGUCACAGAAGGAGACAAGGUUACAUUUAAAGUCCAAGUAUCAGGGAAACCCGAACCAACAGUAGAGUUUUACAAAAAUGACGAACAGCUUGUUCACGGUGGAAGAAUUCGUAUUGAAGAAGAUUUCGAUACCAAGGUUCAUAAAAUAAUCAUUCGUGAUUGUAAGCCAAGUGAUUCAGGACAGUAUAUGUGUAUUGCUAAAAACAAAGCUGGCGACACCACUUGUUAUACCUCAUUAAACGUCCGAGACAAGAUCAUUGCGCCCACAUUUACGGGUGGAUCUGGGGAUGUUCCAAUGGAUGUGUGGGAAGGUGUUCCCAUCCAGCUGGUUGUUGAGGUAAAAGGAAAGCCACCACCAACAAUAGAAUGGUUCAAAGAAAAUCGACAAGCCAAGAGAAUUAAAAGAGUGGAACUCCUUAAUGAGGGCAAUAAGUACAUGCUCGUUAUUCCAAAAGCAUUGCCUGAAGACUCUGGGGAAUAUCAUUGUGAAGCGUCAAGUUCCUCAGGAGUAACAAGGAAAACCUUUAAAGUAUCUGUAAAUGCUCAAGCCGUUGUUAUGCGUCGGCAACCUGUUCCUGCUGGAGCUGUCAAGCCAGAGUUUAUACAACGCCUCCAAGACCAGGAAAUUGUCGAGGGAAGUGCUGCACGCUUAAUCGUUCAAGUAAGAGGAACUCCAGAGCCUGACGUUGAUUGGUACAAGGAUAACCGUGUCAUUCGCGAGGGAGGUCGUAUUGAAUUCCAUUUUGGAGAUGAUGGAUCGUGUAUACUAAUAAUUCAAGAAGCCAUGAAGUCUGAUCGUGGAAGAUACAAGUGUGUUGCGAGCAAUGCAGCAGGAAAAGCACAAUGCAGUGCUGAACUGUUUAUUGAAAUUCAUGGCUUCGAAUCUGGAGUAAGUGAUACAGACAUGGAUUUUGCAACAAUGAGAGACAACAGAGAGUCGACCAUUGACCUCAUAUCCGACGAUACAUCAGACGAAGCACGUGCUGAAGGCAUCCCAUAUGUGCAGAAAGUCCCUCCUGAAAUCACUCUUGUACUGAGAAACAGGGAUGUUAGUGAAGGAGGAGUGACAAAGUUUGCUUGUCGAAUUAUCAGUAAGACGCAUCUAAGUGUUGAGUGGUUCAAGGAUGAUAUAGUCAUCACCAAAGACUGGGAUCGCUUUUACUUUGAACACGAUGAAGAUCUUUAUGCUUUAAGUAUUUCCCAAGUGAAGGUGGUUGAUAGUGGACCCUACAAAAUUGUAGCAACAAACGAGUUUGGCUCAGUCGAGAGUAUCGCAUACCUCAAUGUUGUCGCUAAAAUGGAGCCAGAAUUCGAAGGUCUUUCGCCACGGUUUACACUGAAACCAAAAGAUGUCGACGCUGUCGAAAGAACGUCUGUGAGACUAGAAUGCCGAGUAACAGGAGCUCCAACCCCUGAAGUGCGCUGGUACAGAGACAACGAACCACUUAUUGAAGGAGACAAAUAUCAGUUUGAUGUUGAAGAUGGCCUGUAUUCUUUACUUAUUAACGAUGUAACAGAAGACGACAGUGGACAUUAUAAAGUGAUUGCCAGGAACUCCGCUGGAAGAGAACAUGCCACAGCUGACGUCACAGUAAAACAUCCUGUUACAGAAGGAGAAGAAAGUGAAACAGAUGAAAUUGACGCGUCCAAAAUUGCAAAGAAAACCAAACAACAGAAGCCUGAAAUACCAAGACCUGAAGUUCUUCUCAAUCUUAGAGACAGAACUGUUGUGGAAGGCAUGUCUGUUCGAUUUAGUUGUAGAACUACAAGCAAUCCCAAGCCCUAUAUCUUAUGGUACAAGGAUGGGCACGUCAUAGGUAGCUACGGACGUUUCGAAAUAACUAGUGCAGGUGCAACACAAACCCUUGUUAUACGAGACUGCCAAGUGUCAGAUGCUGGAAAGUAUAAAUGUAUGGUGUCGAAUAUAGGUGGUGAAACUGAAACAACGGCGAACUUAACAGUUGAAGAAAUUCCCAAACCAAAGAGAUCGAUGGCUGUCAUGGCACCACGAUUUGAAGUCGAACUCAGAGGAACAGUCACUGUUGUUGGUAGCACUGCUAGACUGAACGCCAAGGUUAUUGGACAUCCAAAACCUAUCAUCGAAUGGUACAAGGACGAUAAAGAGUUUCUGCAUGCUGGUAGAAUGAGAUUCGAGGAAUCACCAGAUGGAGAGAUCGCACUGGUAGUCCGAGAUGUGAGGCUGACCGAUCAAGGAAGGUAUAAGUGUGUGGCGUCCAAUAGACAGGGAAAAGAUUUCUCUUCAUCUAGUCUUCUUGUCACUGAAUUGAUACCAUCUGGAGACGAAUCUGAUGAAGGAGAACCUCGCAAAGAGGCUGUAAUGGCAGCUCCGAAGUUACCCAAAGAAGAAUUAUCCUUUGAUAUACCUCAGUCGACGCCACUCCGACCGCGUGGCGAACCUCCUGAGUUUAUAAGAAAACUUAGAAACCUUAAAGUGCAAGAAGAUGAAACCGCAAAGUUCGUAUGUCUUCUUCUUGGCAAUCCCGAACCGACGUACCAAUGGUUCAAAAACGAUCAAGUGCUUGAUGAAAGUGAGAAGUAUAAACUGAUCCGUGUUGAAGACGAUAAAUUGAUUCUAGAGGUUUUACAUUGUACUGCUGAUGAUGAAGGAAUGUACAAGUGCGAAGCUGUGAAUAAUUGUGGAAAGGACAUGACGACUGCACGAUUAACUGUUGAAGUGACAUCUAAACCAAUAAUCCCAGAACCUGAGAUAGUUGUUCAAUCUCAGCCUGAAGUAGAGUCAAUCCCACCGGUUACGGAGGAAGUAACAGAACCCGAGACGGUUGCAGAGAUUGCACAAGAACCCGAGACACAACCAGAGCCGAGUUCUAAAGAUGCUAAACCUUUCUUUGUGAAAGAAGCAGAGAACUGCACUGUGAAGGAAGGGGGUCGUGCUCGAUUUGAUGUCAAGGUCAGCGGGUAUCCCGAACCGUUCAUUGAUUGGUUUACGGGUGGUAAAAUGAUUGAAGAAAAUGAAGUGUUUAGAAUCGAAGAAAGCGAAGAAGGCGAUUGUGCUCUUGUCAUUAGUGAUGUUGAUCGUGAAGAUGCUGGUAUUUAUAAAUGUGUUGCUGAGAAUGACGAAGGAACAGUCGUCUGCGAAGCUGAGCUGAUAGUGGAGGUCCCAGAUGAAGAAUCAGAAACAGAAUCCAUUGAAGACACAUCGUCGAAAAAAGAAUCUUCAGAAACUUUACAACUAAGGCCUAAAGAACCAGAAGCUCCUAAACCUGCAGAAAAAUCUACUCCUCAAGCCUCAAAGACUGUACCUAAAGAAUCUCUUCCUAAACCAACCUUCCUGUCUGAGCUGGUCGACAAGCAAGUCAAAGAAAACGAAAACCUUAGCCUUGAUGUGAAAAUACCACCUGAGUGCAAGGCUGAAGUUUCGUGGUUCAGAGAUGAUAAAAAGCUAAAGGAAGAUCAUCGUAUAACGAUCAUAUCUGCUGGUAAUCUGCAUUGCUUGACCAUCUUUGGUGUGACUAUCAAGGAUGAAGCCGUUUAUAAGGUGGUUGCCAGUAAUUCAUCAGGGACAACUUCUUCUGAUUGCGAAGUUCUCAUAGAAGAGCGUGUGAAAGUUCCACAAUUUGAUUCAAGACGAUUAUCGCACGUUGCUCCAGAGUUUGUCACCCAGUGUGAGUCCCAAGUUGUCCAAGAAGGUGGCACAGCUAUCUUUAAAAUCAAAGCCGUUGGCAGUCAGCCUUUGUCCAUUAGAUGGUUUAAAGACCAACAAACUAUCAAAUACGGCAACAGAAUUAAGAUGUCGUCCGAUGGGGAACAAUGUACAUUAAAAAUAACACCAGUGGAGAAAAGAGAUGAAGGUCUUUACAUGUGUGUAAUAUCCAACAAAGCAGGGACCACAGACUGCGAAGUGCUCCUAACCGUAGAACCAAUGGAUUCCGCUGAUGGAGCAGGUGCAUCUGACACUGAGGCUCCAAAAUCCAAAUCAAGCAGAUUAAAGCKUCUGGCUGGAGAUAAACCCACCAUUGUGACGCCUUUGCGAGACUUGGACGUCUUUGAAGGGGAUGAUGUAUUAUUAGAAGUGAAAUCAGGACCAGAAAACGUAAAGAAGGUUGAAUGGUUUAAAGACAAUGAACUAAUUCGAUCACAACCACGAUAUCUUCCUACCUCAGAUGGAAGCAGCUAUACGCUUAAGAUCUCAAAUUUUGUCAUUGAAGAUGAAGGAAUUUUCAAAUGUGUAUUGUUAAAUGACAACGGAAUCGCAUCGUGUUCUGCAGAAAUACUAGUUGAUUUGGAAACAGAUACUGCUUCGGAAAUAUCCUCAGCCGACGAAAGUGAGUUUCCAAAUGCAAGAAGGCGGUCACGAGACAGUACCUGUGCGCCUGAAUUCCAACAAGAACUCAAAGAACGCGAAGUACUAGUUGGUGACACUAUUCACUUCGACGUGAAAAUAGCUGGAAAACCGGAACCAAAAAUAACGUGGUCUAAAGAUGGCAAAGAUCUUGAAGAAAGUUCUCGAAUUACCUUUGUUGGUGAUCCUGAUACUGGAUUGUAUUCUUUAUUGAUCAAAAAAGCUUGUCUAGAUGAUGAAGGCGAUUACAGAAUUGUUGCUUCUAAUGCUGGUGGCUCGAUUUCAUGUCAAGCUGAACUGUUAGUAGAAGAUCUGGAAUCAGAAGAAGAUGUGCCAAAGCAAGAAGUAAAGACACUACCAAAACCUCAACUUAAGGACGAGGCUCCGGUCUUCACUGCUUUAUUAAAAGAUCGCUCCAUUGAAAACGGUAACGCGGCCCGUUUUGACGCACGUGUUAUUGGUAACCCAACUCCCACAGUAACAUGGCAUAAAGACGACCAAGAAAUAACCCCAACCAAUUUCCCACAUAUGAAAGUCUUGCAAGAAGGAGAUCUCCACUCAUUGUUGAUAACAGAAGGACAGUUCAAAGAUUCCGGAAUUUACAAAUGUGUAGCGAAAAACUCAGCCGGUCAAGAUUCAACAACUGGGAAUCUAUUUGUAGAAGAACCUGGGUCCAAGCCAAGCGCUGGAACAUCGAAACCUGCAAGAAAAAGUUCUGGUCUCGCAAGAAUAGAAGAUGUUUUUAAGCUCCAGCUGUAUAUAGCGACAGAUGAUUUCAAAUCGGAAGAGACUGGAAAGAAGUUUUUGGAAAAAGGAGAUAAAGUAGAAGUCCUGGACACUAGUCGCCCUGAAUUCUGGUUGGUCAGACGAGUUUCAAGAGGUGCCGAAAUAGGUUUCGUGAAAGCUUCUGUAUUGGAAAAGGACAGCUCUGCACCUGAUGACCAAGAACCACUGGGACAAUCGGAUCAAGAACAGCGGUUUAUAUGUGUUACAAACUACACUCCCGAAUCUCCUGGUGACGUUUCGUUACAAGAGGGUGAUGCUGUGAAAGUAUUAGAUAAUCAUGACUCGAACAAGUGGCUUGUGUCUUUAGAGAGUACGGGGGAAGUAGGAUGGGCACCUGGCGUCUUCUUUGAAUCCUCGCAGCUUCAGAUUCCGACUUCUGGAAAAGAUGAAGCACUUGCUCGAAGAAUAUCCAUCGUUAACGAGUUAAUUGAAACUGAGAGACAGUAUGUGAAUGAUCUCAGAUUUGUAGCUGAGAACCACUUGGCGGAACUAGAGGCUGAUGACGUUCCAGAAAAACUUGCCAAUAAGAAGGAAGCAUUCUUUUCAAACCUUAAAGAAAUCUACGACUUCCAUUCAAAUGAAUUCUUACCAGAACUUGAAGCCUGUGUAAAUAAACCUGACGAAGUCUCUAGAGUGUUUGAAAAAUACCAAUCAAAGUUGACUAUGUACAUAGAUUUCUUACAAUCUCGACCUGGAGCCAGCGAGAUUCUAGAGGAUGAAGAAGUCGCAGAGUUUUGGCAGGAAUUCAAAGAAGACAUCGAGGACAAAUAUUUCAUAUCUGAUUAUUUCUUAAAACCGGCUCAAAGACUGACUGACUACCAGCGUCUCCUAAGGUUGCUUCUAAUGUACACCGUCAGAGCAAAACUCGAUCACAAAGUGUUUGAAUCAACUCUUAAGAUGGUAUCUAACAUCCCAUGUGAAGCAAAUGAGAGAAUGCACAAGUUCCACACCAUAGAACAUUAUAAUGGAGAAAUUCCACUAAAAGAUCUCGGUAAACUGAUCAGACAGGAAACUGUACAUUUCUGGGAGGAGCGCGCGCGUGGAAAAGGCAAAGAGAGAUCCCUGUUUCUCUUUGAGAAAGCAUUAGUUAACACCAAGAAAAAAGAUGAAGGAAAGAAAUACCAAUGCAAGAAUGUACUUAAGCUUUCGACUGCCAACGUCGGCUUGAAGGAAGACGUUGAGGGUGAACCCAAUCAUUUCAUGGUGUGGGUUGGAAGCUCCAUGGCUAACGCUCUUGUCUUACAUACAUUUAAGACUAAAUCUGAAUGGUCAAAACAGGCCUGGAUCAGAGAUCUCAAAAGACUGUUGAAGCUUGAAGAUGAAACGAUCAUUAAAACAACAAAGAGAAAACCACUUGAAUUAAAACGCAAUCAACAACCUGAACCUCUAGUGAUGGCUUUCAAAGAGACUGUAACCAGUUCGUCUGCGCUUGACAUUGUUGCAGAGGUUGAGAAGCAGUAUGUUGCUAUCACGCCUCCUGACUCGCCUGUGCCUCCUGCAGCAAUGAACGUUGAACUUGGAGGAACCUAUCACAUUAAUGAGGACACCAUUGAACGAGAAACCAAUGAGGUUGUCAUUGGACGUGGAGAACCUGUUCGUGUUCUUCGUUCAGGAAAAGAUCUCUUCUUCGUCCAGACAGUAGGCGAUGACAAGAAUGUCAAAGAGGGUUGGGUACCAGCUUCAUGGCUUGUUGGUGAUGACGAGAACCAACAGCUAACUCUGCGUCGCUCCACGGAUAACCUAUCAGAAGCAUCCGAACCUGAGCUGAAGAAACUCGCUGAAACCGAAGAAUUUGAACCUAAGUUUCUUCAAGAACUUCAAGAUAUCCAUGUUAAUGUGGAAAGCCCGGUGAGACUAGAAUGUCGCAUCUCUGCACAACCACCGCCUUGUGUAGAAUGGUUUGUCGAUGGAGACAAAAUCAUCGAAGGAAACAGAUUCAAGUUUGUAUUUGAAGAGCCUGAUGUGUACGCACUGUGCAUCAGCAAGUGUGUUAUAGAAGAUGAGGGAGAAUAUACUUGCAAAGCAUCAAAUCCUAUUGGAUCACGUGACUCUGAGGCAGAGCUGACAGUAGACGCUCCUGCCAAGGUUGAGCAGAAAGCGGACUCAGUAACAGCAGACAUUGGUGGUAAGGCAGUUAUUGAGUGUUUAUUUUCGGGUAACCCGGUACCUACUGCUUCAUGGUAUCGAGGCAGUCUACUCGUACAGAACAACAGUCGUAUUCAAAUUGAGACACAGGAUGAUCGCUCUACGUUGACAAUCACAAAAGUUCACUUCCGAGACGAGGAUGACUACUCGUGUGUUGUAGCGAAUGAUGGUGGGCAGGACACAUGUUUGAUCAAACUCAUUAUCGAAGAUGAAGAUGACGAAGACGUCGAUCCAAAAACAUUUGAUCUUCCUAAAAAAGACAAAGUGUACCUCGCGACAGAUAAGAAGUUUGAACAGAAGUAUGACUCGUUACAAGAGUUAGGAAAGGGAAAAUUCGGUGUUGUUAAGAAAGUAAAGCACAAGGAAACUGGAGAAAUCCUCGCGGCAAAGUUCAUCAAGACGUCUGCCGAAUCUAAGAAAGAGGUUUUGGGUGAGCUCGAAAUGAUGAAUCAUCUACACAGCAAAAGGCUGAUUUACUUGGCUGAUGCUUACGAACGACCUGGUGAAAUGAUUGUCAUUAUGGAAUUAGUUUCGGGUGGAGAAUUGUUUGAGAAGAUCUGCCAAGACGACAAUCUAACAGAAAAAGAGGUUAUUCGCUACAUGCGUCAGAUUCUGCAAGGGGUUGAACACAUGCACAGGAAAAGUAUGGUCCAUCUAGAUUUAAAGCCUGAGAAUGUUUUGUGUGUUAUAAGACCCGACGGAAAAGAAGACUUGAAACUUAUUGAUUUUGGUAUGGCACACAUUAUCGAGAAGGGCAAAGAGCUGAAACUUGCUUGUGGGACACCAGAAUUUGUUGCACCAGAAGUUAUCACUUAUGAACCAAUUCAUAUCUCAAGUGACAUGUGGAGUGUUGGUGUCAUUGCCUAUGUACUGCUGAGUGGGUUAUCACCGUUCAUGGGCGACGAUGACAAUGAAACCAUCAUGAAUGUAUCAACAGCCGAAUGGGAUUUCGAAGACGAGGCCUUUGAUGUGGUAUCUGAUCAUUCAAAGAAGUUCAUCGAGGAACUUCUCCUCAGAGAUCACUCAAAACGUAAUGAUGUUUACCAGUGCCUAGACCAUGAAUGGCUGAAGAAAGGAAAAACGAUGGAGGCCAAGAAGCUGAGUACAGAUAAUUUGAAGAAGUUCCUUGCACGACGUCGUUGGCAGAAAACGUCCAACGCACUUCGAGCUUUGAGUCGCUUGGGAUCACUUGGGAUAGGCGGUGGAGGUGGUGCACCAGGAGGAGGUGGGCUUCUUGGAAAAGUCACAGGUAAACUACCAGGAGCACAAACAGAAGGGCUAAAGCCACGCCCUUCCACUCGUGUGUCAUUGACGGGGCGAAGAAGCCCGACGCUGACAGGGAGACGCGGACCAAAUCAUGGAGUUCCAACAGGUCCACCAUCAUUUGUACUUCCUCUCAAAAACUGUGAAAUCGUCGAAGGCAGUGCAGCCAGAUUUCAAUGCCAGGUAACUGGAAACCCGGAACCGGAUGUAGAAUGGUACAAAGAUGGGAAAAAGCUUUGUGAAAGUAAGCAGCUUACGUUCCUGUAUGAUGAAAACGACAACUGCAAGCUUAUUAUCACUGAAGGAAGGCGUAAAGAUGCUGGAGAGUACAAAGUGACAGCUGUCAAUCCCCAUGGUCAGGUGUCGUGUUCAGCUCAGCUCAUCAUCAAAGAUCAGCCUGACUCGGGAGAAUCAGGGAGUGAAGCAAGUGGAUCUGAUGUCUCAGAUGACAGUGAAGUAGAAGACGAGGAAAAUGGACAAGAAACGUCCAUCAAAAAGGAGAAGAUAACAAAUCUAUAUACAGUCAAAGAAGAGCUUGGCAAAGGCCGAUUUGGUGUGGUAUGCAAGUGCGUAAGAAAGAAAGAUGGAAAAGAGUUUGCUGCAAAAUUUAUAAAGUGUUCUAAAGAACAGGAAAAAGAAGAUGUGAAGCACGAAGUAGAGAUCAUGCAGUUGAUCCAACACAAAACGUUACUCAGGCUUGCAGAUGCAUUUGAAACAGGCUCUGAAUUUAUACUUGUAAUGGAACUUGUCACUGGCGGCGAACUGUUUGAAAAAGUUGUUGAAGAAGAGUUUAUUUCAGAGAACGAAGUUAUACAUUAUAUGAAACAAAUCAUGAAGGGUAUCCAACACAUGCACUCUAAAAAUGUCCUGCAUCUUGAUCUUAAGCCAGAAAAUAUUAUGAUAGUUCGUCCAAACAGCAAAAGAAUAAAGCUUAUUGACUUUGGCCUUGCAAGGAAGUACAAUCCUAAAGAGAACUUGAAAGUGAUGUUUGGAACACCAGAGUUUGUAGCUCCAGAGGUUCUUACCUACGAUCGAAUCACUCCAGCCACUGAUCUCUGGUCAGUUGGAGUCAUAGCAUAUGUGUUACUGAGUGGACUGUCGCCUUUCAUGGGUGAUAACGACGCUGAAACCUUGGCCAACGUUCAGACGGCUGAAUGGGACUUUGAUGACGAAGUUUUCGAUGACAUUUCCGACGAUGCAAAAGAGUUUAUAUCUAAGGUCCUCGUUUUGAAUUCUGGUAAGCGAAUAUCUGUAGAACAAUGUUUAGAACAUACCUGGCUAACUGUGGAACGAGAGCGUGGUAAAAUCAAUACAAAUAGGCUCAAGGCUUUCACGGCUCGACGAAAAUGGAAGAAAGCACUGACUGCUAUCCGAAGUACCAACUUCCUGAGCAGACUCCUCGGAAGCCGUGGUACGGAAGAAGGAAGCAAACAAAGUGGAGGUGGCGGAGGAGGUGGACUUUUAGCUCGUGUUAAGGCCAUGCAUGUAGCUGGUGUGCAAGCCCCAGAAAGUGCUCCAGCAUCAUCACCAUUUCUGUCUCCAGACUCAGCUGCAGAACAAAAGCCUGCUGAAAAGAAACCAUCCUCUUCUGAAAAGAAAGAAACUUCCACUGCUUCCUCUACCACCACCCCUGAUAAAACACCAAACGGAGUUCCUAAACCUGAACCUGAAUCUUCAAAAUCGCCUGCAUCAAAGUCAAAUGAUGUCACAUCAAACAGAAACAACCCAAGUGCAUUAAAAGACAAUUUAACGAAAUCUACAAAGGACGAUUCAAAAACAAUAGUUUCUAAUGACAUAUCUAAGAAAGAAGUCGAAUCUAAACCAACUGCCUCAAAAGAUUCAACUUCAAAGGUGUCAAAAGAAUCCACAACUCCUUCAACGAAAAUAUCCAACAACGAAAAAUCGACCUCAGAACCAUCGUCCACACGAUCCACCAGUCGUACUCCAAAAGGUCCCCAACCAAAAGGAAAACUACCUCAAUGGCCGCCACCACCCAAAGAACGACCUCAGAAACGAGAAAUAGUAGAGCUUAUUGAAAGGUACGCCAACGAAGAUAUGCCGCUGAUUCCAGGAAAUCCAGACAAUGACUACAGUAUCCAGGAAGAGAUAGGAAGAGGAAAGUUUGCUGUUGUCAAGAAAUGUCUUUACAGAGAAACCAAAGCGCCACACGCUGCUAAGCUUAUAAAGUUUGACGAUAACGAGGAGAAAGAAACCGCACAAGAAUUUGACAUCCACAGAAACCUCAGCCACCCCAAUAUCGUUAGUCUAUAUUCUGGCUAUAUUGUCCAGAAAUACAUCGUACUUAUACUAGAAUUACUCGAUAAAACAAAUGCGUUGACGUAUUUGGCAUCGAAACGCAAGGCUACUGAAGAGGAUGUUGCUAAUGUGAUCAAGAACGUCUUAAACGCUUUAGAUUACUUACAUAAUAAGAAUGUAAUUCAUCUGGACAUUAGGCCUGCGAACAUUAUGAUCAGCCAACAACAAGUCAAACUCAUCGACUUUGGAAGUGCUCGACGUUUACAUGACAAAAACGGAGAAGUUGGGGCAAUUGUGGGAAAUAUUGAAUUCACAGCUCCAGAAAUGCUGUCAUUUGAGCCCGUGAACGCGUCAGCGGACAUGUGGAGCUUGGGUGUAACUACAUAUCUUUUGGUGGGGGCAGAACUACCAUUUAUUGGAAAUGAUGACGAUGCUGUCUCAGAGGCAAUUAAGAAAGGAACGUUUGAAUUUGAAGAAGAUCUGUUUCCAUCAACUACUGACAACGCAAAGGAUUUUAUUGAAAGCUUGAUCUGCAAGUUUCCUAACAAAAGAAUGGAUACUGCUGCAGCUAAAGAGCACGUUUGGUUAUCGGAUUCUUUUGCAGCCAAGCGUAGUGAAGCACUUAUCGCUGAACCUGAUAUGCUUAAAGGGAUAAGUGAUGAUCUCAUUUCAGAGGAAGACGAAGAAUUAAUAUCUGCUUCGUGUGUUCUGAGAACGUUCCAAGAAGAAGCCUAUCAGUCUCCCGAUGAAUCGAGUGAGGACGAUGAAGAUGAUGAGUAAUUUACAGCAUCGUGCAGAGUAAUAAAAGAACACUCAAUAGGAAUAUUAUCAGAAUCAAAUACAUACAGGAAAUAUGAGCUUAUUUGAAUAGAUUAAUGUUCAUGAUAUUACUAAUUAGUGAACCGUACUUAGAGACUAUUGCAUUUCUGAAAUCAUUUUUUCUGUUAAAUUACUUGUAUAUUCUACAUUUAUAGUUUUGUCAUAGAAAAUAGAAAUUACCUGAAUAAUUGACAUAUUUCAAUUUUUAGCGAUUUUGUAAACAAUUAACGCUAAAAUUAAUAAAGAUUUAACUUGGUUUACUAAUCCAAAAGUCAAAA